UUUAGGAUCUUUGAUUGACAUCUCAUUUUGGCGCGGAAUAUUCCAACUAUAUUGUCACUUUACAGCGCGGGAGUUCGUGUGUUUGUGUGUGAAUGUCGGAGCUGCGGUGUUGUUAACCUGUUCGUCUUUAUUUAGUGAGAAUUGAAGGAAAAGUUCGGAGACAAAAAUGCAGCGGAGUAUCGCGUGAGUACACGGAUUUACCGUUGUUUCUGUUUAGCUUGUUUGCUAGUUAUUGUAGCAUUAGCUUAAGUAGUAAGAGACAUGAGUGUGCUCUGUCUGUGCAGGAAAGAGGCUUUAACAUCAAAAUCAUCACGAUUAUUGGAAUCACAGCUCACUAAUAGCUUGUUAGAUUGAUAAAACACGAUAGUAGGAGGUUAGGAGAUGCAAAAUAAUCACGUUAGAAAGACUAGCUGCUUUGCAAGGUGGUAAUAAAUCCAUUAAUGAUCUAUACAACUUUAUUAGUGAGCCUACAGUUUGGUUUAUUCAGAGCUGCACAUGAGCAGUGACUGUAAAACCUUUGCUGUUUGCAGGGAGUGUUUAUUUACACGCUAAACACCAACAAAAUCAUUAAUUUCCCCCUUUUCUCGUUUGUUUUCUCUCCUCAGAUCCUUUUUUCAGCCAAAGAAUAAAGAGGUUCAGAAGAAAACUACAGAUGAACCUGUGAAGAAGUAAGUUUUCUUUGUGAGUGCCAUUUGAAAAGGGAGGAAAAUGCCUUUUACUGCGAUAGAUUUCAAUAGUCAUAAGAAAUGUAAACAUGUGAGGCACAGAUCAUAGAAAACAAAACAAAUAUGCCAAGAUAUUUUCAGGUUAGAAGUUAUAGUCGUGAUGCUUUUAUCUUCACUGUAUCACUGUUUUAAAGGACUGUAUGUGCAGAAACUAAGAUUAAAAUACUGUGUGAGCAUGCAGCUGGGAUACAGUGUUCACAAUCAGAUCACAGUCUUCACACAUUAAUUGAUUAUCGAUCAAAAAACUAGAUAAUAAUUGAGCAUGAACAUGACAUUAUGUAAAUGUAAAAACCACUCCGUCUUUUGACACUUCCUUCCAUUUCAUUUAUUUAUUUAAAAGGGUCAAUAAUAAUAAUAAUAAUUCAUUUUAUUUGUACAGCGCUUUUAAAAACACUCAAAGACGCUUUACAUAGUAAUAAAACAAAGACAUGAAAACUGUGAAAUGAAUAAAACGGUUAAAUAUUAAAAGUAAUUUUAAAUUAGUGAGUUUUUAAAGGGAUUUGAAAGUCGUGGGGUCGGGGCAGUGUCUGUUGAAGGGUGGUAGGGAGUUCCAGAGGGUCGGGGCAGCUGUGGACAUAGAUAAUGUGCACAUUAAUGAACAUACAAAUGUAAAUACGCCAAAUUCAGCCAAAGGCUCAUUUUCAUCUGUAGUCCCUGGCAGGUCGAGGAAAAAGGAAUAUAAAAAAUGGAAGUACAGUGUCGGACAAAUACAAAGAUCAUCUAUACAGUAUGAGAGUCAGUUCUCUGUGGUCACAUGACUGGUUCCUCUUUAGCCAUAAGAGCACAUCAAGUGAAAGUGCUUCAUUAAGGUUAACUCUGUUCAAGAGGUAAUGAGAGGAGAUGAUAUUAAAGAAUGACUAAUAACCAAUAAUCUAUACACAUUAUGGCUUUAAAGAGACGCUCAUCAGAGAUAGUUUAAAAAAAACCUGAACUAUAAUCAUAAUUAGGCGCAUUUUUCUUUUUUAAAUGCAACUUGUGAAGAAGUGUCUCAGUUUUAUUCACCCCUGAUCCUCAUUUUUAUUUAUAUCUUCUGUUACUCUCCGGAUUUGUGUUCUUGUUUAUGUUUGAUCCUCUGUUUGUCCAUUUCUUCGUCCUUUUGCUCUCAACACUUCCUUUUUUUGUAACUUUAAAUGAUGUCCUGUUUCCUCUUGUUAUUGAUCAGUUUAUUUGACUCUUUCUGUGGCCGUUUCGUACCUUUGAUUCAUUUAAUUUAAUUUAUUGCUUCUAUGUUUUAGCCUGGGCGGCACAGCGGUGUAACGGUUAGCACUCACAGCAAGAAGGUCCUGGGUUUGAAUCCGGGUCAGGGCAUUUCUGUGUGGAGUUUGCAUGUUCUCCCUGUAUCUGCGUGGGUUUACGCCGGGUACUCUGGUUAGGGGUGGGGUUAUGUUAAUUAGCCACUUUCAAAUUUCAAAAGUGAAUGUGAGCGUGGAUGGUCGUUCGUCUCUAUAUGUCAGCCCUGCAAUGAACUAGUGACUUGUCCAGGGUGUCCCCUGCCUUUGCCCCCGAAGAUGCUGAGAUAGGGUCCAGCCCCCCCUCGAUCCCGAGAACAGGAAUAAGCAGUAGAAGAUGAAUGAAUGAUGGAUGAAUGUUUUAAUUGUUUCAUGUUUUUAACUAACUUAAAAUUCUAGAUCAGAUUUGUGACCCCUGACAGGAACAUACACGCUCUUUGUCCCUGUUCUUUUGGUUAACCGUCUGAUUUUCAACUCUUUUAAAACAGUUUGUUUUUAGAUCAGUUCUCGUUCUUAGAUUAGAGGACCCGGGGAGAAGUUGCAGCCUGUAAAAAUGAAGUCAACUGAACAAGAGUGGGAGUGGGAUGUAACCUGCGUCUGUGUCCGAACCUCUCAGACAGUGUCAGUACAGGAAAGUUGUCUCUGAAUCACGGAUCAGAAAAGCUUUUCUUUGUCCACUUUUAUUCUAAUCAAAAGAGCCGAUAACUUGAGUUCCUCGUCUUUUGAUGCUCCUGUUCAUUAUCUCCAGACUGUAUUAACCUAAAGGACGUCUUUAAACUCACUUGUCUUUUAUGUAAUGAUCCCUUCAUCAGUGCAUUGACCUCUCUUUUAUGACUCCAGCCUUGAUUUUACGACUUUCCUUUUUUUUUUUCUUCACUGCUCUUGUAACCGACAUUAACACCUCGAAAAAGCGCCGUGUCACUUCAUCUCAGAAAGAGGGAUUAAAUCUGUGUUUCUUCUCCAGGACCGUCAAAAGCCCUCUGAAGGUGCAGAACGGCAUCCAGGAAGUAGAUUCACCCAUCAAGAAGGUCGUCAAACGCAGCCGCCAGAUCCUGGACAGUGAUGACGACGAUGCGCCGAUGGUUGAAGAGCAAGUCGCCGUGAAGGGACAGGGGAAAAAAGACGCCGCCGGUAAAACGGAAACGGUAAGAGGCCUAGAUGGGCGAUGGUGAUGGGCGGUAUGAUGGUAUAUAUACAGACCUUAAACGUUACCUUUCACGGUGAUAGAAGAGGGUCCGACAGGAUUCGAUGCGCUCCUUGAAGACUCACAACAAGUUGGAAAUAACGUUGUGUGUUGUUGCGCUCACACAGUGCGAGUAGAACAAGGUGACCAGACCUCCCCGAUUUCCGGGGACAGUCCCCGAAUUGGAUGGCCUGUCCCCGGCAAAAGCUGUCCCUGAUGUAAGCGUUUCAUAAAUGAGAACAAAAAUGUUGCGUGUGGGCUCGAACAACGGUUAUUACAGUAGCCGAAUAGGUAGGAAGCACAAGUAAGCAGUCCUGAACAACAGUUCUUACGGGGGUUAUUACAAGGGGCAUGCGCUGCUACCGUCACCUUAGAGUAGAAUCAUUCAGCAGUGCGCCAAGAGAGAGAGAGCGCAGAUGUCUGCUGCAUCUCUCUGAGUCAGUGUAUAGUUGUCUGCGCUACAGGAGAGACGGAGCGCAUCUGUUUGGGUGCGUUUCCGUAUAUUCACAAGUGUGUCAUGUGGAGUUUGUUCGCUCCGUUUGAUUGGUCAGGAUUGGGUGCGCUCCCUAUAGUCACCAGUGUGUCCAGCAGACUGUUUGGCGUAGUUUAGACGAGGAAGAAGAAACAGAGUAAGUUCCUGAUUAAUGAAGCCUCAGCUCGACGCUCUCAUCGUCCCCUCUGUCCUUACAGUCCACAUCCGUAAAACAUUAAAAUAACUCGGUGAGAUCAAACUUCGUUCAACUGUUUACUUCAAAAAAUGCAAGGUUAGUACAAAACAGAAGAAGCUCAUAUGAAAAGAUGAAAUAUAUCCAACAACAAAGAGGCGAGAGCGAGGUCAAAAAACUGUGUGGCUCUAAGUGUCAAUAGAAGCAUCUGCAGAAAAUACAUAAAAUCAUCCCAUUUGCUGCAGUAAAAAAAAGUCACGUGGAAAUCAGAGGCUAAAUUUUGCCCCUAGUGGCUGAUUUUAGCCACAGCGUUACACAAGGGUUAACCAUUUCAUUUACAGGAGGAAAAAACAUACUGUGAUAUAAACCAUUAACGUGAUAAAAGAUUUUGUUCAUACCACCCAACAUGAAUGGACAAUGUUUGAUAUCAGCUGAUCCUUUACCUCCACGCCCUCCCUUUCCCCCGCUCAGACAGUAACAGCGCCCAGCCAAUCAGACGCUCUUCCUCCUGAAUGAAGUGCGUCUAAUAAGGCUGUUAGAGCUCCUGCAGGUCCAGCGGCGCCUGUUAUUUACCGCCCGGUUUGAAAACACGGCGGCACAAAGGCGGCGUGAUUGUACAGUGAUUCACCGUGUUGAAUGUAUUCAUCAAUAAGCCACAAAAUAAAAAAGAGCUGAUUAUCGGCUUCGGCCAUCGCUCCACCACCUGUCGUUUGAUAAACACUCCUAUUAGCGCCCGUUUAUUUGCUGUAGUGUGUCGGGAACGAUUCAUUAUUCCAUCACAGAGGGGCGAUGCGUCGCUCUGAUAUAACUAUUAUUAAACGCUGCCAAUGAUCACGCUGAUAUUUGAGGAUUUUCUGCUCCCACAGAGCACCUCCGGCAAACAUAAAUACAGAGCGGAGCCGCUGAUUGUUUUAAUCAGUCGCUAAUCUUCCUGUUGUUCUCUGAAGUUCAACUUCAAAUGUGGGAAAAUAAAUAAGCUCUUAAAGGUGAAGGCUUUUCUGCGUCCCGUCAGUCCUGAAGAUUUGGACCUUCUUAAUUAUUAUCAGCUGGUUUGUAAGGAUGUCCUCGCCUCGAAAGCGAAGACGGCGCUGACGGGUCUCAUGUGCUGAAGCAGGUUGUCAGUCUGCCUGCGGUAGAGCUCUUGUUUUUUCUCUCUCUCUCCUCCUCGCGGCCCUCUUGAGCGAUGCGCUCCGGUGCACAACAAACUUGUUUCCUCGCUGAUGGAGGUGUGUGUCGUUCAGGGUUUGCAGUGUUGUUCUCACACACUCUCUAAAAAGCAAAGAUACUCCCGUUUAUAGAUUUAGUGGAGGUUUUCGGCUCCUCUGUAUUUUGGCUCUCAGCUCUUUUGGUGUUGACAGGUCGUUGUGGAGCUUCUAUAGACUUUAAAAAAUCGUCUUUUUUUUUUCAGCAGAAAGUUGAGGUUGGGUGAUAAAAGCAGUCCACUGAGCUCCAGAGUAAAUUGUCUUAUAAAGCUGCACAACCAACCCUGCAUUUGUCAUGUCAGCCGCAGAUGGAAAAGGCCGAGGAGCUGUCAUUUCGACGAAGGAAUCAAAACUCUAAUCGGCUGUAAAUCCUCUUUUUUUAUGCGGCUCACUCUUGAACAAAUCUGCUUUAUAUCGACAAGUUUACGACGGUGUUUUUGGACCUGAUGGCUUCUCCGUUUCUCUCCUCUCUCCUCCGUCUACAGCAGACAUAAACCUGAGUUGUGUUUUUUUUUUUUCAUGAAAAGCCAGAAAUUGGGAUUUGCUGCUCUGUAAAUAAGCGCUGAAAGAAGUGGUGUUGUAGGUGGAGAGGUGCAGGUGUGACGGAGGGCGGAGCAGAAAGACACACACAGAGCAGUCACAGUGAAAAGAAAUAGUCGGGUGGUGUUGUCCGACUGUUUUGUGCACGGCGAUGAUAUUUGACUCGCCGUUCAGCGGUUGAAUUUCCCGUCUUGGACAGCUGGACGAUUCAUCGAAUUUCAAUCUUUUUUAUUUAUUUAUUUUUUAUAGAAUUUAUUUGAACAUGAACAACAAUUUAACAGUAUAAAUUAAGACAUAAACACACAGAAAGAAAGAAAGAAAGAAAACAAAACAAAACCAGAGAGUCAAAAUGGAGUGGGAGGAAGUCGAAAUCUGUCUCGUCUCACCCCUUCAAAACAUGGUUUCGAUUUUGGCUUCUCACGACCAAAAAAACAUAAUAGAAGAAAAACAGUUAAUGCGCCGCUCAGAACAGCGUGUAUCUAAGUUGUGCUGAAAAAAACCCUCAAAUGCGCCCCUAUUGCAAGCGUGUGGCGUGUGUGGAUCCAAAAUAUGAGCAGGAACGAUUGAAAACACGGUACGACAACUUCAAUAAUAUCGAAACAUUUCGGCUUCAAUCGGACGGACGUCGAGCAAAGGGAAAUUGUUCGCCAAGUUUGUCGCGCCGUCUUGUCUGCUCGCCAAGGCGACACGACCGACUGCAGGGUUUACACUUUAGGCUAUGCAAACAACCGUGGCGCAACACCACAGCGAAAUAAAAGCCGACAUGUCAUAAAAAUGAACUCUAACUCUAAAUCGGUAUCUAUCAGUAUAUGUGGGCGCACGUUGGCGCUGCGCCGCAGAGCACGCAUGCCAAGUAUUAGCAUAAGCAAGUUAGUGUCGACGAUCACAGGGAGGAUUAAUUUGAAUGUUUUUACUUGUUAUUUAUUUGUGUUUGUUCUUUUAGGUUGUAUUUAAAGUUCAGUUUCGAAAUGAAUGAAUAAUCAUGUUUUUUAAUCGUGAUUUCAAUAUCAGACAAAAUAAUCGUGAUUUUUGCUGUAAUCGUCCGGCCCUACCUUCUUGAACUGUGAUUGGUCGAUAGGUUUUGAGCCACAGCGGUGGCGCUCGGACCUUGAGGGUUUUUGAGUGAAUUCUUCAGCUUCUUCAGACUUUAAUGCGCCCCGCUCUGCGUUCUCUCUCUCUCUCUGGUUGUUUUCCUUCUUCUUCAUCACUCACCUGAAUCUGUCCUGCAGCUCUAACCUGCUUCUCAUCUUUUACAGAAGGACGACGUCUUCAAGGCGGUUCCCACCCCCUUGUCUCCUCCACCGGCCCCGGCGACCCCUGUAACCCCGGCCACCCCGGCUACCCCUGCCUCUUCAGCUUCACCGGGGACCCCCAGCACCCCCAACUCCAUCUCGCCCUCAGGGAUCGUGAAACGUAAAACAGGUGAUCCUGACCGUCUUAUCCUGACCUCCUCCUCUCAAAGUUUUCCCGCCUUCAGCUCUUUCACUCUCGAUGACUCGUUAGCGGGAGCCUAAUGGAUCCAGAUACUCGUUAUUUCAGAAUGAGCGCGAAAACACGACAUUCAUCACCGAGAGCACGCAUGAGAAGGUCGUUCAUGAGAAGCCGCUCCGCACACUCGCCGCCCUCGACUUUCAUUUAUCUCCUGACUCCCUGGAAGGGUGUCGAGUACCAGUAGAGCGGAUUGUCUCGUCAGUUUCUCCCUCUCGAACCUUCUCCACGAGCUGACAUCAUUAUUUUUCUGCAUGUAUUUACAUAAUCGUAAUAACGCUAUUACUCCCUUUUCUGCUGACUUAAUGUAACCGGUGGAGCAAGUCGGCGCUCUGCAGCAGCUGAUUGUCUAUCUUUGGUAACUCCCCUUCAAAAUAAAAGCACCAGCAUAUGUGGUGAUGAUUGUUUUAUAGCUGCAGUCUGUACCUGACAGCUGCGAGACGAAGGUGAGAGAGAGACGGAGCUGUUCACGGUCAUUAUCGGUGACUCUAAAUGAGAUGAACGUGUUGACGCGUAAUAAUACAAGAACCAGAUCUCAAAGGAAAGAUUUAAAGCUCUUCUUCUUCUCCUUUGUUUUCCCUCUCCCUCGUCCUCCUUUUUCUCCUGCAGGAAGAAAAAAAAAAAAGCGUCUCUUAUUUCUUUCAUCAUCUCAUUCCCUUUGUGUUUGAUGAGUGCGGCCGUUCGCCACAAUAAGAUCCCCCCGCCGCCGCCGCCGCUGUCACCACCGGAGAAAACAGCACAUUAAAGAAACACUCUAAUUUGGCCAGAAAUUGCGAUCUUAAUGAUGCCGGGUUAAUGCUUUCAUUAUGAUAUCUAGAAGGAAAACACCAGCCGUGCUACCUGCGCCGGAGUCGUAACAAGCAGCAGAACAGAGGCGGCGGCGGCGGAUGUGGAAAUCCAAAACUAAAAUUACCCUCAAGCACCGCUGCUGCAUAAAAUUACAGAGGAAAUUACACUGGAACCCUGAGCCGCCGCUGCGCCGCAUAAUAUCUUUCAGGAUGGAAUUAGUGUUUUCAUUAGCAAAAAUACGGAGCUGAGAGUCUCUGUUUUCCUCGCCCUACAUCUGCACAGAGAGAGUCUGCCUCUGUCUCCUUGUUCUCUGUCUGUUUGAUCAGGAUAUGUUUCACUCUCUUCUGUUUUUUUCCCCUCCCUCUGUCCCUGACGUGUGCGCGCAGCGAGGAAGAUGUUCCCCAAGAGGAAGCUCGACGAGAGCCGGAGCGAGGAGAGUCCGAAGGACGAGCCCGAGGUCAAGGAGGAGCAGGGUCAGCAAAACAAGCGUCCCCGAGUGGACAGCGGUGGCAGCGGCGGUGCAGGUACGGGUUCACCUCCGCUGAUAAACACAGGGACACAGGACCGGAAAUUUAAUCAGACACCUGCAAGGAUUUUUAAACUUUUAUGAAACUUUUUAAAGAAGUCUGACGUAAACAGGAAAUUUGACUUGAGCUUAAAGGACAGCAGUGUGUCGUUUAGUAAAAACUCGAGUCAGUAGAGUGAAGAGGGCGCCGCAUCCUUAAUCAAGCCCAUUAAUUAACCAUGUAGAUUAAAAAUGAAUAAAAGAGGAGAGAAAUAAAGAUGGAUGAUAUUUAGUUCAGGAAGAGGCAGAAAGCUGAGAGAGUUCACCUGAGUGAAGUUUAAAAAAUACAACUACAACAAUUAUAAAAAGACGUUUAAAUUUGUCAGAAAAGUUUAAAAAAAGUUAAAAAUGUUUACAUUUAGUGUGGAAGAGCUGAUAAACUCAUUUACACCUUUGACUGCGACAUCUUUCAGAUGACUUUUUCCAAAUCAGGGCACACAGGUGUCGGAAAAGCACUUUUAGUUUUAUCCUUGAACAUGUCAAGAGUGUAGACUGUAUAUACUAUGGACAACUUGGUUCUGCCUCCCGCCUAUUUACGGAUUUUAAGGCAAAAGCUCUCUGUAUUUCCAGGAUUUUUCUUCAUUUCCUGAAACCGGCGCUUCGUAGUAGUGUAGUACGCAUUCGGUGGGAGAGUCGUUGCGAUGACGCUCGGCUCAAACAGCGUAUCCCCUGGGUGAGCUACGCAAUCUUCGUACACCCAUAGGCUGUAUCAAGUGUCAAUCAUAGAAAACAUGAACCCCCUAAUAACUUUUAAAAAUGGAGCUUCACAGAAAAAUAGAGGACUUGAGCACAAACCAGUCUGACGUGUCAACAUCGCAACCAGGGGGGAAAAACAUUUAUGUUCUGUGUAAUAAAUUUCUAAAGUUUGUCCACAGUCCCUUAAAUUCUACCAAUCAUAUGAACUCCACUUACGGUCUUUUUCCAAAUCAGGGCACACAGGCGUCGGAAAGCACUUUUAGUUUUAUCCUUGAACACGUCAAAAGCCUCUAACUUGUUGUUUCUGAGUAUCCUAAAUGGCAGCCUGAAGUAACAAGCAACACCUGAUACCUGUAAAUGCACAUGCUUGUUGUUUUCUGUGACUCUGGCGUCUCCUCGACUCGACAGACGAGCAAGUUUUAUCAGACAACCAGUUUAGUCUCUUUAAGUCAUAUUUGGACUGUGCCGCAGUGAGCGCUGAAAACAAGUAGCUGAUCAAUAAGUGGAUCGAUAUAAAACUUAAAGGCGUCAAGUUUAAUAGUCAGCUAAUGAACCGGUCAUCAAGCUUAAAGGGUUUUCUGGAUCAGGCUUGUUUUAUGUGCGGAUUUUCUCUUUAAGCCAAGUCGGUUUAUUUAUGACGCUUAUUUACCAGCAGCAGCAGCAGCAGCAGCGAGAGCAGACCAGAGCGCUGAGAGGAAAACAGAACAAUGAUCAAAUAUAAACAUACAAACAGCUCCACACAAUCAAAGGAAAACCAGCGCGGGGUCAGGAUGUUAACUCAGAGACAGGAGAGAUGAAUUAUUUUUAAAGAAAACUGAGAUCAGAUCAUGUUUGUAAAACUGGAGGUCAGGAGAACAUGUGAUCUUCACCGUCUGAUACGUGUUUGUUAGAAGAUAAUGGAGAGAUUAAGUGUAGUGAUGGCUCCAUAAGCCUGUGAGUAAGAAGGAAGAAAGAGCCAAGACUUUAGAAAUUAAAGACGAUCAAUCCUCAUCAAUUAGUGCUAAGAGCUAUAGAUUAAAGUUAGAUCUCCUUCUGAGGUGUCACAGGUUCCUAAACCCUCGCUUUGGUUCAACGAAGAAAAAGGUCGAUGGUGUAGAUGUUGGAUAUUUCAGAAACCCAGAGACGCUCUGCUGGGCGGCCAUGUUUUUUUCUGUUUAUUGAAAUUUUACAGAUUAGAAAAAUAAUAGUGUUCUAAUUACAGAUUACAGGUCAAUUCAGAAUACCCCAGAACAGAUACCAACCCUCGAACCCCCAUUCCUCUGACACCCAGCCUCAGCAGAUGGACAUGUAAAGUUAAAAGUGAAGAAAAGACGAACAAAAGUAAAGAAGAAAAAUGAUAGAGGAAGAGAAAAAGUGGAAACAAGUGAAUAAAUUAAUGUAUGAAAAGAUACAAAUAAAUGAAUAAAAACAAUGGUUGUAAUACUCAGUAAAAUAAGUAAAUACAUAAAUAAACAAAUAGACCAAUAAGAUCAAUAAAGAAGCAUAAAUAUCAGAGUCGAAAUCGGGUCAUAAAAAUAUAAAUCAAUCAAAAAUAGAUAUGUUUUGUGGCCAUCUUUAAGGAGUAUUCGCCCUGAGAACCCAAGGCUUGAACUCGAGACCGUUUAAAAGAAGGAUGACAUGACAGCAUCUUUAAAGAGGAGCUGAAAACUGGGAGCUCACAAAACCAAACCCUGUGGAACACCACAGGUAAUGAUAUAAGCCAAAAAGUUAAAACGAGCCAAAUCCACAGUAAAAGUCACACAAAUACAACAGGAAAUUUAGAAAAAGACACGAGGCAGCUUUAGAUAAGAUGGAAAAUAUCCACUCUCAUCCUGACGGUCUUUGAAAGGAGACUUCUUGGCGCUUAAUUGCUUGGCGAAGGGGCAGCAUAGGGAAAGAAACUAAAUUGGACCCAAUAUUGAGCCCUGAGGUACACCAGAGUUAACGUUAGAAGUGGAAGAAAAAAGAGUUUGUGACGCUGAAUUAUGCGGCUAAAGGGCAGCUUAUAAAAAAGAAAUGAAUGGGACCCAAUACUAAACCCUGUGGUACACCUCGAGUAAUGAUAUAAGUCAAAGAGACAGAGUUAAAACGAGCCACGUGCAGAUAGUAAGUCUGUGUCGUAUUUGACUGUAUUAAAAGGUGUGAAAGUUUGAAGGUUGAACCAAAGAGUCCAUCUAAAUGAGUCAGAAUACUAACCUUUGUGCACAUCUAAUAACUUUUUUUAUAUAUCAGGAUAAAUUCAGACUUCAGAAAAGCUCUUUUUGUUAGGAUGUGUAAACUUCCCGAGUUUCCAGCUCAGAUUCUCAGAAGUGCAUUAUUUCUGGCAGCAUGUGUACCUACAGCAGCAGCAGAGUGGGCAGAGAAAUGGCCUCUCUCUCUGAACUCGUGUUAGAGAUCCAAAAGUCGGCGUUAAAAGUAGCAGUCCAGUCCCGCGGUCAUUCGAACUUGUGGAUGAGAAAAUUAAACUUUCAUGUCUAGUUUCUCUCUCAGCUGGUAUCAUGACCCCGGCUCGCUCUGCAGGGACUCGGUGCUACAAGUUUGUCAAUAGUCAUUUCUCUCUUACCUGGCUCUCUCGGGCAAAAAGGAAACCUAAAAAAUAUAACCCGCGGCUUUCAUUGAAGAAGGCUGUUGUGUUCAAAAACCACCUUCACACAGGGGGCGCACAAAAAAACUGGGUCGCCCUCAGUAAACCUGCUGGCAUUUAUCUCUUCAAUGACUCUUCUCUCUUUCUGUCUCACCCUUCGCAGGGGACGCCGCUGAACCCAUGGAGGAGGGAGCAAAGGAAGAGGGAGUUGAAACGGCAGUGACAGAGGCUAACAGCCCAGACGAGGAGAAGGAGGAGGAGGAGGAGGAGGGGAAGAAGAAGAAGAAAAAAACGGAAGAAGAGAAGGCCAAGGAGGAGGAGCGGGCCAAGAGACGGGACUCUGAUGAGAAAGAAAAGAAAGCCGGAGGGGCGGCGAAGAAGAAGAAAAACGCAGCGAAGGAGAAGACAGAUGAUGAGAGAGGGCCCGCCGAUGCCAAGAAGGAGGAGGUUGAAAAGGACACGCGAGAAGGAGAAGGGAGCCCGAAAAGUCAAACGGUGAAAAAACAGAAAGAGGCAAAAGAGCAGAAAGAUAAGGAGCCGCCCAAGAAAGCCCCCAUCAGCAGUUUCUUUGGUGAGGGGUGAAUUUGCAUAGCUCUGCGCUUGCAUAAAAGAACGUGUCCGUAAAAAUGUGCUUCGCUUUUAUCACUUCCAAAAAGACAGCAAAAUAUCGCUGUGGUCCAAACUCGGCUCCUCCUCACCUUCUGUUCCAUAUGUUUGUUUUUUUUAUGUUCUUAUAGCUCCCAGAAAAGCGGCAGCAAAAAUAGAGAAACCCGAGAAGGAUGAAGGAGAGAAAAAGACGAGUGCAGAGAGGAAGACUUCAACGGAGGAGGAGAGUAAAGAGACAAAAGGGUGAGGCAGAGUACAGCAGGGAUAUACCGAGAGUUCAGACCACAAACAUGUUUGUUUUUCUCACCCGUCUGUCUUGUUUGUUUAUCUGUGACUUGCUCUGAACCCUGAACUCAUCCAUGUCUCACAUUGACCUCUGACCCCUGUGAUAGAGUACAUGAAUGCUUUUUGCAAGAACAGCAAACUAAUUCGACUUGAGGUUCUGUUUUUGGAUAUUUGGUUUUCUGUUGUUUUAUUUUCUGAUGUUUCCUAUUAAAACAAACAAACAAAAUCAAACCGGAUAAUGAAGGGCAGGGACAGUGGAUCAGACACGGGACCAGGACAGUCCAGAUCCAGGCAAAAACACAGGACUUUCAGCCUCCUAUGCUUCCUGGUUUGAUAGUUCUUCUCCUCAUCAGUUCAGCUGCAACAGAUCCGUACUAAAGCCUCAAAUAAAGGCCUGUCUUCGGACCCCUUAUUGUGGCCUGGGCCGUGCUUUUUAUGUGUGAAUAGCUUAAUGAGCUCAUAAUCACCACGAUUGAACCACGGGCCGUCUCCGCUCUAGUUUUUAGUUUUAUUCAGACUGAAAUUCCUGGACAUGGUCUCAACUCUCUGCUGCUCAGGGCUGCAAUCUGUGCGCUUUCAUCCUGGCGGCACUAAAUUCUCUCCUCAUACAGGAUGUGAUGGAGAAUGGGUGGACAGUUUCUAAUCAGUUAACUUCCUCAAACGAACUUUUUGUCAUGUUUAAAGACAAUGUCUUCUCAGGAUGACUAAGUUUUUAAAUACUCCAGCACAGAUGGUAAAAAUGUCUCUUUGACUGAGCAUUCAGAUCUAGACGGAUACAAAAAGAGAUUUUAUGAAAAAUAUCAACAGAUUGGAGUGAAAACUUGUUUGAAAUGAGGUCUUUUAAUCAGAAUGCUGGAAGGAUUGAUCUCCAGAUGCAAACAGAUUUAGUGACUGAAAGUGUUUGUACUGAAAGUCGAUAACCACUCCACAGGCUGCUCACUCCCUUUAGCCCCCUCGUCUACUUCAGCUACUACAACUUUUGAACCGUCCUCCAUCUCCUCACCUGUCUUUCCCUCUUUGUUACUGACUGGAUGGGGUGGAGUCACAUCUCUGAUGUAGGACAGCGUCUUAGAGGGACAUGAGACCAUAGUCUACCUACACACAUCCAAAACCAACUUUUAUUUAUUGAUUUUUUUGACACCAAAUUUACCGAUACGGGCAAAAAGACGUCGGUUAUUGACGUAAAUUUUGGUAUCGGUAAAUUCUUGGUUUAUCACUCAGCCCUAGAAUUGAGUAUAAAAGUGACUCAAUCUUUUUGUGAAUAAUGUUAAAAUCAGAACUAUUAUCAUCAGACAGAGAGACUUUGAUAUGAAGGCCUGGCUCUCGCAUCAUAAAAACUUUUGUGACCUUCUGUAGUAAAAGUGAAUAAAAGACCUGAACUAUAUUUGAGGAUUUAAGCGAAGUUUUUGUCAAGUUAAAAGUUUUUAUUUGUUGUUCUCUGGUUUCUUAAGGCGUCUUUGCACACUAUCUUUCUAUCACUUUUAAAUAAAGUUUAAAAAAAAGUCCCAUCAGAUUUAAGUACAAACAUUAAUCAUGAGAUUUUAUUAAAAAUAUCAACAGAUUGGAGUGAAAACUUAUUUGAAAUGAGGUCUUUUAACCAGAAUGCUGGAAGGAUUGAUCUCCAGAUGCAAACAGAUUUAGUGACUGAAAGUGUUUGUAGUGUAGUGUUGGAAACAGUCACAGUUUCCUCCUCGUGUCUUUUUAUUUAUCGUUCUUAAACUUCCUCACAAUCCGAGUCUGUCUUAUUACUAAAGCUCUGCUCUUAAAACACGAAUACCGAGCAGCAGCUGCGGCGAAUUACCGCGUUUGUCAUUUUGAGGUCAUGUUAACGAUUUCAGCCACCAGCUAUUUUUAGCUCUACAAGAGAACAGAUGCAUUUUUCAUCUCCAGAACUAUUUAUUUUUUAUCACUGCUUCUUUGUGUGUGUGUGUGUGUGUGUGUGUGUGUGUGUGUGUGUGUGUGUGUGUGUGUGUGUGUGUGUGUGUGUGUGUGUGUGUGUGUGUGUGUGUGUGUGUGUGUGUGUGUGUGUGUGUGUGUGGGAAUGAUUGGCGUCGCAUACAAAGGAAAGUUCACAGCGUCUCCCUGUAAUGAAAAGAGAGUUUGUUUUUGCUUCAUUGUUUGAGGAGAAGUUGACAUAUCCUUCAGAAGAAAAAAAGAACUUUUUAAUCAACCUAAUCUUUUUAUUUCUAAAGGAUGAAUUAAACUUUUUUUUUUUUUAACAGCUAACUGUUUAUUAUCAAAGCUCAAAAUCGCUCUGUAGCAAUCUGUCAAUCUUUUAACUCGCCCUUCAAAACACUCUUUACAUUCCUGCGUCUCUCAUUUUUAUGACUCUGAAAUCUGUCGCUGUCACUAAUACUCGACUCUUGUCUUUGUUUUCAGAGAGUCGGCUUCGGGACAGACGGACUACGAUCCUUCCAGGUCCAAGUACCACCCUGUUGAUCAUGCCUGCUGGAAGCAGGGCCAAAAGUAAGUUCGGGUCACUCUGACGCUGCAAACUCGCUUUACAGCACAUUCACGGGUCACAUGAGAUCACAUGAGGGCUAAAAGCGGUUGGGAAUUGUUACGUACGAUUAGGGUUGCAAAGGGGCGGAAAAUUUCUGGUAAAUUUCCAGAAACUUUUCAUGGGAAGUUGAGCUGGGGAAUUUUGUAAAUAUUCCAAAUUGGAAACUUUCCAUGGGAAUUAUGGGAAUUAACUGGAAAUUGGGGGUGAUUUAAACAACCAGCUUAAACACAUAAAACACAUAAAGUAAAGUAGGAAUAAAACACACAGAGCAUAUGGAAAGACAAGCAGCGUACAUAAACUUAAACGACGUACAGUCCAAAAAUAAGACGGGCCACGAGUUGGGUUACCAUGGUAACUAUACACGGUGAAUAACAAAAGUACCCGAGUGCAAAUUGAAGUGCAAAAUGCUUAAGUGUCCUCUUCAUCUUACACAGAAAUAUAAAGUUUCACAUUUUUCACAUUACCAUGCUGGAUAUAAUAUUGCAUGGUUGGACAUGCACAGGAGUGAGUAGAUACUGCGUCAGAAAAAGCAUAGACAUAGAUGUCUCAUGUACGCACUAAUUCACAGUAGAAGAACUCGUGGAUAUCAGACCACAAGUAACCAUCAUAGAGGGUUUGUGUGAGUUGGUGGUACCUCACAAAUAUCAAGUUUGAGCAGGUUCCAGAAGAUCGUAGAAAGAGCUACACGUCUGCAUCAAAUCUGCACAUUGCUGAUCUUCUGAUUUUGGGUUAAAUUUCUUCUGCUUUGUAAUCAGAUCAAAAAGAAAAAACCCUGAUUGUAGCUUUAUUGAUGAAAUAGUUCACCCUUUUUUCUGGUCCAAAUACCUGCUUGUCUGUUUAUUUUUUUAACCAUCGGUCCUUCAGAGGUCAUAAAUAUCUCAACAUGAUCAUCUGAUUUUUUUAUGUCACCUGUUUAACUCCCAGCCAAUAAAGAAGCACAAAUCAAAGCUGCUAAUGCACCUAUAAUUAAGAUUUCUGCACCUUAAACUUCUGGAAAUAGUCGCCAAGAUUCAUCAGAAAGUUUUUCAGCCGACUCCGACGUCAUUUUUCGUUCUAUUGGUUGUUUUUCUGAGUGACCAUCUCAAGCAGAGGCGAGAAACUGGCUGUAGUUAAAUUUUUCAGCCCAGAGAAGAGCUCUGACUCGGUGAUGGAGAGUCAUGGAAAAAUUAUGGAAUUUUUCAUCAAGGUCACGGUGCGAGACACGCCGCGUACACUCGGGUCAACUACCCAGCACUGGCUGCCGUGUUUUCUGCCGCGUCUUUAAUAUUUGAGCAGGAGCUCGCUGCUGAAGCGACACGUCACUCACAGAGGGGUUUCCGCGUCUGAGGACCAAACAAGAGCAGAAUCAACGCCGCUAAGUAGCAAGAUUUCCUCUGGAUAAGAAACCCCAUCUGCUCCUGCAGACAGAGGCUGAAAUAAACGAAUACAGAAAGUUAUUAAGUGGUUAUCUUCGACUUUCUAAGCCCUUGAGAUUUAUUUUACUCACACAAUUUAAGCUCCGCAGGAUUUUUUUGCUUUGAAAAAAAACAACACUGUUGGUUUCCACCUCUGUGUCGAGCAGAAUCGUUUUAAUUUUUUGCAUUUCAAACAUUUUAAUGACGCCGUCUCGCCGCCAAGGCCGCUCUGACCUCUGUCCCCCUAACAGCGGCUUUCAUGCAGGUUUUGAUUACCCUGAAUCGGAGCUCUCUCUCUCUCCACUGUCACACUAAUUGCUAGUUGCUCCAGCAGCUGAGUCAGCGUAACUCUGUGAGUGUAAAAUCUGUCAGUGUGGAUGCUUCGCCGCCUAACUACAUGCUCAUCACCCUCCAGAGUACCAUACUUGGCGGUGGCGCGCACCUUCGAGAAGAUUGAAGAGGACUCUGGCAGGUAAGCGCUCCAUAUGGAGGGUAAGGAUGUUUAUUUAACUCCAGAUUGACAUAAAAAAACAGUGUGGGGAGGAAAAGUGAUCCCUGCUCUGUUUGAGAGAUAAAAUAUAUUUCAAAGCAUUUUAACAAAAUUACCGUUCAAGCGCCCUGCUGGGAAUUUCUGGAGCAUAAUUAGAGACGCCUGUUCCAGCCAGAGAAAGUGAGGAAAUUGGAUUAAUUUCCUGCGGAGGGCAGGGAACAUGAAGAAAUUCUACAAUUAGGUCACUUUCGAGGAAUCACCGAGAUUUUAACUAGUUUUUUUUCAGUUCUCUCACACUUUGGCUUCAUUUAAUGGGCGGUUUUAUUCUUUUGAUUCUCUGCAGCUCUGUCAGAAACUUUGCUCGUGACUUAUUUUAAAGAAAGAGACUCCAAACCAGAAAGAGAGUUUUUGGAGACGUCUGUGCGAGUUUGGGAGAUUUGGAAAGAGUUUAAAAACAGAAUUUGAUGGUUUAUAAAUCAGAUAAACACAAUUUGAUGCAAAAAAAAAGGUUUAUGGAAGUAUUUUUGAUGCUUCUGUUCAGAGGAGAGGAUGUGUUGUCCACGAUUUCUAAGAAAAAAGCCAAAUGUUGAUUUUUCAGACCAGAGAAGUCACCAAUAUUUUGGUUUGAAUCAUGUCUAAAUCCGGUUUCAUCUUUGCAUGAUACAGUUUAAACCUGCAUUUGUGGAUAGUCUGUGAUUUUUGAGCCCAUGCAGUGAUUCCCACGACCGAGUCCUGACUGUUUUUAAAGCUGUAAGACCUGAAGAUCACUCUUGUGCGCUCCUAGUUUUUGGUUUUUGUCUUUGAUGAUUUCUCUAAAUCUCUCAGUGCAGAUGGUGAAUUUUUAAGUCUUUGCAGUAGGGCUGGGCGAUACGGCCUCAAAUCAAUAUCCCGAUAUAUUGAGCAGUUCACCUCGAUAACGAUAAAUAGAUGAUUAACUACUCCACAAGCUGCUCACCCCCUCCCACAUUAACUUCGUCUACUUCAGCCGCUACAACUUUUGAACCGUCCUCCAUCUCCUCACCUGUCUUUCCCUCUUUGUUACGGACUGGAUGGGGUGGAGUCACGUCUCUGAUGUAGGACAGAGUCUUAAAGGGACAUGAGACCUUAACCUACCUACACACAUCCAAAACCAAGUUUUAAUUGUUUAUUUAUUUUUAAAGACGUCAGUUAUUGUCGUAAAUUUCGGUAUCAGUAAAUUUUCAGUUUAUCGCCCAGCCCUACUUUACAUUUUUACACUGAAGAACAUUAUUCUAAGAGUUUCAGUUUCUACAUUUGACUUGUUUUUUCUUUGCACUUUUUAAAGUCAAACACAGAGUCUCUUUAAAUUCUUUCUUCUCUUCUCUAAUUGGAGUUGUACGUAUAAAAGUCAGUUUCAGGACUCGUUAUCGUAAAUUUUCAAAGAAAGUCUUUUCAGUCUGGUACCGACAAACCAAAAUCACCUUUACAAACUUUCUUUUAACUUUUAAGGAUAUUAAAGAAGAGCAAACACGGCAGUAAUAACUCGUAUUUCCUCCGACCACUUCCACUUGAUGUAUAGCGUUUGCUAAAAGAAGAGUUCAUCUGCCUCCAUUUCCGAUUAAAACCUCCAGACAAAUCUCAUUUCCCGCCUCCCGGUAUUUACAGGAUGGCUUUAAAAUUCGUUUAACUCUUCCUCCUUGUCUCAAAGCAAUCCCGUUGUCAUUUCCCAGGCUGAGGAACAUCGAGACGCUGUCGAACCUGUUUCGCUCUGUGCUGCUGCUCUCUCCAGGUAAAUGGUAUUUUAUCUCUCCCAUAAUGCAUGCUGAUGUAGCUACACAGGCAGCUGGCUGCCAGCCACUCUAUCAAGGAGAUGAUGAUGAAGCCAGGCUGCACAUAAAAGUGGGAGGAUGAGUCACUUCAUUGAUGUGUGUGUGUGUGUCCGUGUGUGUGUGAGAGAGUAUGCACAUUUGUUGAUCUGUGUAUAAGCAUGUAGCGGAGGGAUUUCAGAGACACGUGUGUGUGUAUGUGUGUGUGUGUGUGUGUUUAUGUUCAGCCUUUCUCUGGCUGGAGUUUGUGAGCGUGUGUGGCCAUCUUUGAGUGUGUGUCUGUGGAGAGUGUGUGUUUGUGUGUGUCUGUGCGGUAAAUGUCUUUUCAUGUGUUCAGUUUCAGUCGUCCAAAUAUUCUCGGUUGUGUGUGUUUGUGUGGUGGUUUUCUGGUUUUCUGGUUUCUGUUUUUGUGUGUUUUCACUCGGUUUUCAUAUAUUUUGUGUGCGUGUCUAUGCAUGUGUGUGUUUCUGUCCGUCUGUUUUGUGUUUGAUUAGUGUCUUCUUAUCUUUGGUGCGUCUGUUGUAUAGCUUUCUAUUUUUAUGUCUUUCUCUUUGGCGUUUGUUUUUUUCUGUUUCUAUUUUUCUGAUCUGCUUUUGCGUUUAUUGUUCUUAAGAGAUUUCCCUCAAUACCGUUUCUUUUUCCUGUAAAUCAGAUCUGAAACAUGUGUUGGCUGUUGAUUUUUUUAAUUCAUGUUUAUGUCAGACAAACACAAAUGAACACUUGUUACCUCGUUGCAGUUACACUGAUAAGAGAAACAACAUAUGUGCAUUUAUCAGUAUCUGCCCAGUCUUUUUUUCCCCCCUUACAAACAGCAACAACAACAAAAAAUAAAUGCAGUGGAGCAACAAUUUACAAAACAAACCAGACCUACAACACAAAACAAAAUAAAGCAAAACAAAACACCCUAGAUAGUCUACGUACUGUACCGAAAACAGAAAAAAAGAGGACUCGAGCACAAACCAGUCUUACUGUAACUAUAUGUCAACAUCACAACCAGAGGGGAGAAACAUUCAUAUUCUGUGUAAUAAAUCUCUAAAGUCUCUAAAUAAAUCUCCACAGCUCCAUAGGGAUUGCUGGAGGAGGCGGGAUUUAUGACCCAUACAGCAGCCCGUCACCAGAGGGUGCUGUUCUCGCGGUGGCUUUACUCAGCGAGGAGGCAGACAGCGUCCAUUCUAUACACAGUCCAUGAUCAAUACUCAAGUAUACAGCAGACAAGAUAAACAAACACACUUUAUCCACCAGGGGGCGCCAGAUUCAACACAAAUCCAAAGUUCCUCACAGGAGCUUUAAAUAGGGCAGAUUAACUAUGGACAGCAAGAAUCAUAAUCAAUCCUUAAAAUUUAAGAGUUUUAACUUUGAUUUGAUAAUAAUAAUAAUAAUAAUAAUAAUACUAACCUCUGAGCUCUUUCUUUAGUUACAGUCAAUCACAGGUGUCAGAUCCAACAUCACUCACCUUCAUACUUCAACAUUUAGGCUGAUAUCUUAUUUUCUGAUGGAUUAGUGUCACUGUUUAUCUCAGCAGUCGUCAGCAUGGUAACUCUCGUGCACACUCUUGAUCACUACAGGGUCUCUCUUGUCACGCUCACUCCGUCCCUUUGCUUUUCAGACACACAAACACACACUCACACAUAAUACAACCACAGAUAUGGGAUUGUAAUGAAACUGUGCAGGAUUUUGUUUUCGAGCCCAAAUAUUCCCCCUGUUUUUUUUUUUUACAUUUUGUUAAUCACAGAUGGCCGGACAUGAAUCCAAAAGUCUCUUGUGGCGACAUUUUUAUUGAGCCAACACCGAUUAUUUAACAAAAAUCUCACUCAAACAGUAAUUUUGUUUCUCAUUUGUUAUUAAUUCAUUUUAGUUUUUGAUCAAACGCAAAAAAAUCCCGAUAAUUAAAGUGAUUUUAAUGACCUGCUCUGUAAUUAUCAGCUUCGUCAUCAGCUGGUGUCGAGUUGAUAUUAGUCGACCCUCAGUCUGUGUGUGUGUCAGACAUGCUCAAGUGCUCUGUGUAAUAAAUGAAGUGUUUAUGUCUGUCUGUGUGUGUGUGUCUGUGUGUGUGUGUGUUACUUUUCCCAGAUGACCUGCUGUGCUGUGUGUACCUGUGUCUGAACCAGCUGGGUCCCGCUCACCUGGGGAUGGAGCUCGGCGUUGGAGAGACGGUGCUGAUGAAAGCUGUUGCUCAAGCGACCGGUAAUCGUCUUGCACACAUUAACCAACACAACCGCGCACUGUUGCACCCAAACACCCGCCUGUGCAUUCCCUGCCUAACGGCUAAUUCCAGCCUCCUUAGCUCAUCAACCAGCGACGUGGUUGCCAUUUACGGCCUCGCUUUUGUUUCCAGGGCGACAAUUGGACAAAAUCAAGGCAGAGGCGCAGGAGAAAGGAGAUCUGGGCCUCGUGGCCGAGAGUUCCCGUAGCAACCAGCGUAUGAUGUUCCAACCGGCCAGCCUGACAGCAGGGGGCGUGUUCAGAAAAUUGAAGGAAAUUGCCAGCAUGAGUGGGAACUCGGUGAGCCAGAGAAUAACAUUUUCAUUUGGGGAAAGCAGUCCUGGGAAAAUAUUGUUUUCACUCGAUUUGCCUCCCAGCGCAGAGGUCAGGGAGGGAAAAAGGGAGGAAAUGUUAAUGUGUUUGUAUGUCGAAGAGAAGAAGAGAAGAGUGUUAUUUGUUUGUCCGCUUCAAAGGCAAAUUUUCAGCCUGCGAAUCAAGUCCUCACCCGGCUGGAAUCUCUGAAGCAAUUAGUUCAGAAUUCAUCCCCGCUGUUACAGUGUCUUGUUAUUUUAUUUUCACUGUUUUUUUCUCUCUCUGGUUCGAACAAGGAGUUUGUACUCGCUGGUGACCUCAGUCUUUUUGCAUUCUGUCUCCUCUCGCUCGUCUUCGGUGAAUCUCAAUUUCCUGCCGCCCGCCUCAGGCCAUGAAUAAGAAAAUCGACAUCAUCAAAGGCCUCUUUGUGGCAUGCCGCUUUUCUGAGGCUCGCUACAUCGUCAGGUAAAAUAACACUCGCUCGCACACACACAUGGACACACAUGCCUGCAUGUUCACGGACGCAGAAAUACUGCAGAGUGUUCUCACCUCCUUUUCUGUCUCGCUCUGUGGACGGUCGGCGUGAACAGCCGUCUGAAGCUUACAGUGUUUGGCUUUUGAUUGACAGGUCCCUGGCUGGAAAGCUGAGGAUCGGACUGGCUGAGCAGAGUGUCCUUUCAGCUCUGAGCCAGGCUGUGUGUCUGACCCCCCCUGGACAAGGUAAUCUUCACAUUUCCACCAGGAGGUUCACAAAUAUAUUCAUAUAUUUGAACACACGCAUACAUUCAUGAUCACAUCUGUUGUUGCCGUGUUUAAACUCGGAUCAGAUUAGAGCUGACAGGCUCCUCACACACCGCUAAACUGUCCUUGAAUUAACUCGAGUAUAUUUCUGCAUUUGGAUGUGCAUUGCACUGAUGCACUGAGGUCCGUGUACUUGGCAGCCAUCGAAUUUUUGUUUUCAAAUGAAAUAAUGAGACAAGCAAAUCCGUGUAUAAAUCAUUCAUUAAUCAUAUUUCUAAAUAAAACCGAAAAUGAAAAAAAAAAACGAGAAAACAAAUUGUUUUCUAAAUAUUCAGGAGACGAGCUGUCUUCAGACGACCAGCAAGGAAUCAGUUUGUUUUUCAUUUUUCGUUUUGAUCAUCAAAAUUGGAGAAUAAAAAAACAACUCCGUAUUUGACUUUCUGUGAUGUGGCUUUAAGUGGAAAUCGAAGAUCAAAAUACGUGCACGGAAAUCUUGUGUUUGGAGUUUUAUUCACUAUUUUGUUGUGACUUGAAGCGAGACUUUGGCUCUCAGUAGCACAGAUAUAUAGAUAGGUAGAAGACUAGAUACGCCAGCGCGCUGUAGCAGCCCCCUGAGUGACGUACCUACGUGGGAGCCAUCUUGGCGGGAGCAACGUUCUCGCUCCAAACUCUCAAGUCACAACAAAAAAGUGAGUGAAACUUGAAACACGAUUUCUUUGCACAUAUUUUUACCUUGGAUUUAAAUUUAAAGCCACAUCACAGGAAGUCAAAUACUGAGUUGUUUUUUCACUCUACGAUUUUUAUGAUCAAAACAUUUUUCGUCUCAAGAUUCAUUACUGGUCGUCUGGAGUUUUUUUCUUUUUCGUUUUUUCAUUUAAUAACGGAAAUCCGUUGGCCGCCAAUCACACAGACCCUCUGAUUUGAACUUCCACAAUCUGUCUGUCCUGAGAUGUUUUCACGAUUGUCGUUAAAGCAAGAUAUCAACACUGAGGAUGAAUGUUGGUUAUUCGUCUGUUUUUCUUCUCUUUCGACGAGAAAGGAUGGAAAUAAAAUCUGCGGAUCAUUUUCUCGGCGAGCUUAGACAAAGGAGAUAUUGAGUCAAACACGCGGACAUAUUGGCAGCUACCACGGAUGUAUCGGUUUGAUAUCAGACGUCAGACUGAUUUAGUUUAAUCAUCAAACAUGUGCGAUGUGGGAAUAUAACACAGAGUCUGAGGAAGAUGAACAUGUUUUCAAAGACGAGGCGAGUUUAUUUAUGAAACAUGACGAGGCGUCAUCACAAAGGUCAGAAAACAUCGAGAGAUAAUUAUUUCUCACAUGAAUAAAGUUCAGUCUUUUAAAACUGUUAUUUAGUUCAGUUAUUCACUCUUUCCGUUUGUAUCCAACCUUUAUCAUCUUAAUAAAAUGAUAUAUAUGAAUAACAGCAAAACAAUUUGUGAUUAAUUUCGGAGCCUGCCUGAAUUGUAUGAAGAGGCAAAGAUAGAUGUAGAGUUGUCGUUUUCACAAGCUCAAUAAAUGACAAUCAGGACGCAAAGACGUAUUCAUCAGAAGGGGUUGUGAUUACGUCCUCUCAUUAUAUCGAUCUGGGAUAGAAAAUGAAAGGCUUUGUUCGGCUCAAACUGAUGAAAACACAAGAACUUUGUUGAUUUUUUUUCUGCCGUUUCUCUUCUCAGCUUCCUCACUUUACUCAAAGUUUUCCGACUUUUUUAUCUUCAGGUUGUAUUAAUGAAGCGGCGGUGUACCUUGUGAUGUGAUGGAAUUAUCGUGUCAUAAAAUUAAAACUAAAAGAAAACCCACUCGGGAGGUCACACUCGGAGGUGAGACAGGUUGGGUGUCGGAGCAGGUUAAAAUUAGUUUUAUUUUUAGAGCGCUUGUUAGAAGAGAGCGAUAAAAUAUUCUGUCGUCACAGGAAUAGUUGUAGAUGAAAUCUCGAACAUCAAACGUUGAAUUUAAGCCGAUAUGCGACUUCUUCACAAACGUGUUUAAAAACAAACCCGUGAGGAACCGACACCUCGAUCCUUCAAAGUUCUGACAGUUCGUCUCUCACCAGCUGCUUUCAGCACCUAUCAGACCUGCUGUCGCCGAACACAUCUUACACCUAAUUAAACAAACCCCUUCCUGGCUUUAUUAGUAUUCCUACCUUCCUCAUGACUGGGAGGUAUGCUUUGAUAAGUCUCAAUUAGAGCGGGGGGCUCUGCGGGGGAAUCUGCAUUAAUCUGUGGCCAGGUAUGGUAAUGUUUUCCCGAACAUUUUUAUUUAUUUAUUUAACCAUUAUUUAAUCAGGCGGGUCAACUCAGAGCAAAUUCUGUCUUGAGCGGGAGGUCGGUCAUUGCGAUGAAUUAUUCAGGAUGAUGAAUUAGUAUUCAGUAAUAUUUCAGAAAUGGAGAUGGUAAUUAUUAAUGUCUAACCAGCGAACAAAAUAGUCGUGGAGCUUAUUCUCUCAGCCGCACUGAGAACUUGAAUUUUCCCGAUGUAAAAACAAUAUAUAUCUUGUUUUCUAAGGUUAUAUUCAUCUUAAAUAAUUUUACUUGUUUUACCAAUAAUUGGUACUUUUUUAUUUAUUAUCUUUUGUAUUUUUAUCCUUUUAAACUGUUCAAGCUCUAUUUAUUUUCCAGGUUUUAGUUUUAACUCCAGUUUUUCCUUAAGGGGGGUCCUCCACACUGGGAGCUGUCCCCGGGUCCCUGUUGUCUGUCAGGGUCAGGGGGUUCUGGGUGCUGGUGCCCCCUGUGGCACAGACUCCUCCCAGUGUGGAGGACCCCAAAGAUGGCGCUUCCUGAAUUCUCAGUGUCAUGCCAUGUCUCCCUAUUGUCACUAAAAUAUUUUAUUUUAUUUUUCCAAUAAUAUAUUUUUGAUCAUACAGACAGCAUCACUCAUACAUGCAAAAAAAAAGAAAAGUAUUUUUUUGAUUGCUCUUGGGGGCCCCCUACUGGCCGCGGGUCCCUAAGCAGGUGCUUAGGUUGCUUAUGCCUUGGGCCGGCUCUGCGCUAACCCGCUCAGCCAUCUGCGCGCCCCUACGUUUUUAUUUUUACCAUGUGUGUUUAGCACUUUGUGUUGUAUGUUCUAACAUCUAUAAAUAAAUAAACCAAAAAACUGAGCUGUAAAUAAGUCCCCGCGCUGUUUAAAUAAGUCGUGUAUGUUUCCCUCCUUUUGAAGUCCUUGAACUCUCAUCCGACUCGAUGUGUCACACAAAUGUUCAAACGCUUACGCAGAUCUGUUUGAAAUGCUUUUUUUUCUUUUCUCAAAACUCCGACUUUUGCCUCGUAGCUUUUCCUCCCGCUGUGAUCGACGCCGGGAAGGGGAUGAGCGCAGAGAGCAGGCGGGCCUGGAUCGAAGAGAAGAGUCUCAUUCUCAAACAGACUUACUGGUAACUGAAUCCUAACACCCCCUUCGUCUCCCCCCCUCCUCCUCCUCAUCCUCCUGACUCCCUUUGAACCACUUUGCAGUCUCUCCUCGACUCCUCUACGAUGCCUCACCCCCCCUUAAGCUCCGUCCCUCAUUCUCACUCACUCAUUGUUCUCACUUUCGUUUUGGACCGUAUUGAUUCUCCUGGUUGUUUUUCUUCCCGAACACCCCGCCUCAUCUCCCCGCUUUCUCCCUUUGCAGCGAGAUGCCCAAUUACGACGUCCUUAUCCCCGUUCUCCUAAAAGAGGGCAUAGACGAGCUACCCAAUCACUGCAAGCUCACUCCAGGUAAGCAGCCAAUCAGGGCGCAGGGAGGCUAUAAGUUCCCAAACUGCGGCUGGUGUGUGUUUUAUCGAUCCCCUCCGUGGAGGUGAGUCAGUUAUUUUGGUUGAGUCAUUUAUCACUGAAGAUAAAAGAUACCUCUAAACUAAGGAUUAGCUCCCAAUUACACUCUUGUCAAGCUAUUUGUGAUAAGGAGCCUUGGCACCAAAGUAGGAAAUUAAUACCAGCCGCCAUCUGAAUGCUACUAAAUCGGGAAAGUAAAUUGGCCCUUGUUGGUCAGUUAGACAAAUCUAGCAGCUAUUUUGGCAGCUUAACAAUUGUUUUUGUGCACAGAGAGGGAUGUUCUGUUCCUAAAUGUAAAAACAAGAAGAGCCGGUCUGCUUUUUCAGAGAGCACCAGCCAGUUUUGGACAGAGAGCGUCUGUCCUCCCAUGUCUGGCUCCAUGCUCUGUAAGCUGCAAUUAAAGCAAUUUGUUUGGUAUAUUCCAUUAUAACACUCCUCUGCUUCUUUUUAAGCUUAACUUAGCAGCGGAGCCCAAGGGGAUUGUUAGUCAGAAGACUUUCAUAUUACGGCCAAAUGAGACUACAAACAAACUCAUUUUCGACUCUGGUUUUGUCACAGAAAAACUGUUGUGGGUGUUGGGCUGAUGUGUCAUGUGGGAAUGUGUCAUUGAAACUAAUUUUUCCUCCUAACGCUUAAACAUACAUAUAUAUAUAUAUUUUUUUCUCACGCUGAUCCAAGAAUUGCCUCACUCUCACUCUCACGACCUCCAGGCCUGUUAGCGCCUUUCCUGCUCGAGAGAAACUUCUCACAAUUAGCGUCGCGACUGUUAAAUAUUCAUUAAAAAUGCAUGGCUUCGUGUUCUUACAUGUGGUUGCCACGGUGAUAACUUCCUUGAUUUACUCUUUUUCUUUUUUUCUCUGCAAGGAGUGCCGCUAAGACCCAUGCUGGCUCACCCCACAAAGGGCGUGGGCGAGGUGAUGAAGAGGUUCGACGAGGCGGCGUUCACCUGCGAGUACAAAUACGACGGCGAGCGUGCGCAGGUAUGUGUGUGUGUGUUUAUAUGUGUGUAUUUUGGUGGCAAAGUGACAGAGCAACUGUUUGUUUUUCUUGCGUUUGGCGCCGAACAUAUGCCAGCUGAAUUUCGUUUGCAUAUACCUUUCGGCUGUGUUCUUUCAGCGUGAGGUAUUGCCACCUUGUGACUCCUGCUGCGUGGAUAUUUUAGUAUCCUGUGUGAGUGUGUGUGCGUGUGCGCCUGUGCCUAUUUUUUUUUAAAGAUAAACAGUGUUGCUGCUUCUGCCCUGGGCCUCUAAGCAGAGCAAGCUACUUCUGCCAUUGUGAACCAGAGAGAAGGAGAGGUGAGGAGAGAGAGGCGAGAAACAUAAAAGAGAGAGAGAGAGAGAGGAACUUAAAGACACAACGGGAGCCGGCGGAGGGGCUGGGGAAAUUUAGUUAGAGAGGGAGACAUAAAGAGACACAGCAAGCGAGAGACUGUAAUGUAAACCCCUCCAGCUGUAUUGUUAAUUUUGGACAGUCAUGCCAAUAAAGUGCCUUUGAACUGAGUUGAAUUGAGAAGAAGGAAGAUGAGCAAAGAGAGAAAUACAAGGAGAGAGAAAGAGAGAGAGACCCAUGACGUCCUCCUCCUCCCUCCCUUUCUCUUUCUCUUUGCUGUCACUGCAGUGGACUUUACCUCCGACAACCAGCAGGGGGACUCUUGGCACGCCGUUCUGCCAAACAUCCCCCCCUGUGAGUGUGCGUGUGUGUGUGUUCAGUUUUGUGAAUAACCGAGAGAGAGUGUGUGUGUGUGUGUGUGUGUGUGUGUGUGCAAGUGUGCCGAGCGAUGAAUCAAAAUAAGUGCAGAUAUAUUCAUUGGGGGUUUUGAGUCUCAUCUAGUCAUCGGGGUGAGUGAUGGUGUGUUUUCUUUGUACUUUAUGAGUUUAUUUAUCAGACGAACUCCUUUUUUUAUUUUAAAACAAAUCCAACAUAGUGGGAAAAAAUGUACUGCUCUUCCUCAAAUGUAGUCAAACAACAUAUCCAGAAAGGUUAAUCUUAUCGCAAGAGUUUCUUCAAAGUUUGGUAGAAUAUUGAUAAAAACAGAGUUUGGAGGUUUGCUCCUCAUUUUGAACACAAUAUUUGAUUUAAAAUGGUGCAAAUAGAGUUUAAGGAAACAUUUGAGAUCCGUGUCAGAAACAGGGUGACAAAAGACUGGAUACAGUUUUGUCUGGAGGAACAUCUACCAGAUAAUUAUGUGAAUUUGCAACAGGUUUGCAACAUGACUAGGUAUAAAAAAGAUGAUUCAAGUGAGGCUGAGGUUUAUACUUACUUGGUUAUUUUUAAAAGCGGAGACAUUAACCAUCGUUUGCACCCUUCGUGUAGACCUAAACAAAGAAAUCUCCCCUGAAAAUGCUGUUUUUUUAAAAACUCCGGGUAGAGUGGAGAUUUUGGAAAACGCCGUUAGUUGCAUUUGCAUGUAAACGGAGAAGAAAGGGAUGUGUUGUUGUUGUUGCUGCUAUGCGGGAUUCUGAUUAGCUAACGUGAGCUUGAGUUUCUUGCUACACUGCCACCUCCAGGUUUGGCAUGCUCUUGACGGCAAAUAUACACGGGUUAGCGUCAACGAAAACUUAUCUGAAAAUGUAGUGGUGUGCAAACGUAGUCUGAGUGUCUGUGAGAGACUGCGUGAGCAAAUAGUUGAACAGUUUCAGAGUAAAUCCCCGAACCAAGCGCUGCAUCAAAAAAAAACACGACUCUGUAGUAGAAGUCACUGCAUGGUCUCAAAACCGAUUUUAUGAAACAGUUUGUUCCUGCAAUCAUGAAUCCAGGUCCAAGCUCAGAUAGACUGAAGUGAACUAGGAAACGUUUCGAAAUCUUGAACUCCACAUCCUCCAGUUUAAAGACCACCCUGAUGGUACGAGGAUCCAUAAGUGCCCAUGAUCUGGGUAGCUCACACAUCUGGGUCGGCUCUGUUAACACUGAACAAUUUCUGUAGGUUUUGGAUGGAAAUAUGCCGCCAUCCAGACAAUGCCUUUUUCAUGGAAAGCUUUGCAUAUUUCAGCGAGACAAUACCAAACCACAUUCUGCAUGUGUAACAACAGCAUGGCUUCGAAAUAAACAGUCUUUGCCUGCUGUCCCGACUUGUCACCGACUGAAAACAUUUGGCGCAUCAUGAAAUGACAAAGGAGAGCUUGAACUGAGCCGCUGAAAUUCUAUUUUAGGAUUCUCCAGAAACGAGAAGUCUGGGUCUCCAAACGUUGAGUAAUGAUACAAAAUAAGCAUUAAUUUUUCAUGGAAUUUCAAAGUAAAGCUUUAUAAGUGAACACUGUCGCCCAAACUCUGAGUCAGGAUGUGAAAAACUUGCAAACAUACCAAGAUAGCACAAACCUAAAGUAAAGAAAGAGGGGAUGUUACCUUCUACGAAUGCAGCAGGAGUUAAAGUGAGCUCAUACUGCCUUUGUAAAUAAACUGAAUGAUAACACUCAUGGGAUGGAUUUCAAUUAACGGUAUAUAAACAGGCAGGUCUACACAACCUUGCACCUGAAAAGGAAGGACGAAUAACAAUCUUUCAAGAGGCAAACUCAACAUGCUUUUCACCGGUUUAAAAAGGGAGAGAUUUCAGCGCGGUGUAAUGGCUCUACCUCUCACGGCUUUAUUUUUCUGCCUCCUUUAGACACUUUUUAAUUUUUUAUAGCACUUUUUUCAAAUCAAAGCUUAAUGUCUGGUAUUAUAACAGUCCUGGUGACCAGUGGACCUGUAUGACUCAGAAGUCUCUCCCUCCCACCAUGACCUUUAUGUUUGGUGCCGAGUAUUUUUACAGGAUGAGCCUCCCUUUUUCUCAGAUGUGCUAUAGACAUUAACCUGUGAGUGCGGUGUCAAAGCCUGUUGCAACAUAGCUAUUGAAAGGUUAAAACAAAAUACCCGCCAACCCUGUUGAAAGGUAGAAAGUGUUCCCAAAUGCAUGCUGCCAUUAGUCAUCUCAUCAUCUUUAAGGAUUUUUACCCCUCUGAUAGAUCUGUGAAACUCCCUGUGAUUUUAUCUUCUCACAGAAAAGUCAGAUUAGCCUCUUGAAUUCACACCUAAAGCACUGUCAGAGCCUUCUUCUAUAAUUGGCCUCCGAAUGCCUCAACUGAGAAAGGGGGCAGAGCACGAAAUCAAACCCAACAAACUCUGGCAAAGAAACGCACAACCAAAAAUCAAAGAGAUCCUUGUUUUCACAGGACUGUUUUUUUUCAGUGAUCCAUGUACAUCCCAAAGUCAAUAAUUGAUAAAACAUUACAAAUAACUAAAAUAUAUUACACCUGGGUUGGAUCUUACACUUUGUGUAUUUUCAGUUAUAAUCUGUGUAAAUAAUAGAAUUCCAGAAUUUGAGGGUACGUUAACAUUUAAUCUUCUUAAAGAGGACCUACAGGGUACUUUAUUUCUAUUAAAUCAACUGAAAGGGCAUCCAAAGAGCAGUUUGUUUACGUUGAAUUGAGUGGAAGGACAUCCAUUUAAAAUAGCCUUUUGUUUACACUUAACUAGGUGUAAACAAAGCGUCUGUAUUGGAUGCUCUUCCAUUUAUUUGAGUGGAAGGACAUCCAAAUGAAAAGCAUCUUGUUUACAUUUAUUUUAGUGGAAGGACAUCCAAAGAAGAGCACUUUGUUUACAUUUAAUUAGGUGAAAGGGCAUCCAGAAGAAAAGCACUUUGUUUACAUUUAACUAAGUAGAAUGACAUCCAAAAAAGAGCACUUUGUUUACAUUUAAUUGAGUGGAAGGACAUCCAAUGAAAAAGCACUUUGUUUACGUUCAAUUGAGUGAAAGGACAUCCAAUAAAAAAGCACUUUGUUUACAUUUUUUUGAGUGGGAGUGAAUCCAUAGUGCACUUUGUUUACAUUUCGUCCAGUCAGAGGGGACAUAAAGGGUACUUUGUUUACAUUUAACCAGGACAUCCAGAGGGCACAUUGCUUGAGUUUUAUACUUUCAAAAGCACCCAGGGAGCACCUUGUUUACAUUUACACAAAUGGAAAGGCAUCCGGAGUGUAUUUAGUUUACAUUUAAAUCAGUAGAGGAGCAUCCAGAGGGUACUACAUUUUAUCCAUUUGGAGGGCGCUUUGUUUUGGUUUUAUACGCUGAAAGGCAUCAAGAGAAUAUUCUGUUUUUAUUUUAUCCAUCACAAGGGGACUCAGGGGGCACUUUGUUUACAGUUCAUUCACAGGAAUUCAUCCAGAGAACACUUUUUUGACAUUUAAUUCAGUGGAAGGACAUCCAAAGAACUCUUUGUUUACAUUUAAUUCACCACAAAGGCGUUUAGAGGGUGCUUUGCUUGGGUGUAGUCACUGAAAGGUAUCUGCUCGUUGAAUUUUUACUUGUGAUAUUCAGUUCAGGGACACCAUAGAGAGAGUCUUAUGUUUUUCUGCUAUAAAGGCUUUUAAGCAGCUCUUACAUAUCAAUUACUUAGACAUAUUUAUUUAGGACACAGUUAUAAUUUGGUACUACAGCAUCAUGAUGGCUGCAGCCACUCUGAAAGCGUUUGUCAGUUAAUGUUAAAUAACAAAACACAAAGACUGCAGAAGUUUCUGCUGUUUGUGAAACGGUUGCGCCGCUGUGAGAAAUGCAGUGACUUCCUCAUACAUUAAAGAGUUCUGUGAAGUGUUGUCUGAGAAACGGCGUAAAAAUAGCACCGGCAUCAUAAGUCUGCAACAGCGAUUCACAGUCAGAGCGAGGCGCCCAGCAGGAGGGCGCGAAUUUUGGAUCUUGUUGGAACAGUUUCCUGUGACUUCUAUAAAGUGAUUUAGCUAAAAAUGGCCGUCCUUUUUAAAUAGGUGGCAGCUUGGUUGAUAGUUUCAUACUUAAUACACCAAUAACUCGCAAUGAACAUGAGAAAACUGUACUCACUGUCAUCACCAAUUACCCUUGUUCACCUCAUGCUGGUCUAAUUUCAACGUUUUUUUCUCCCACUGCUAGUUCACGUCAUGCAUUAAUAACAAACUCAUCCAUCAGAAUCAUCAGAUCUCUUAUUUUGUGAUGCUUUAUUUAUUUGUUGUUGUGUUUGUUUUCACUCUCCCUCAAGAUUCACAUCCUGGAGAACGGCGAGGUUCGAAUUUUCAGCCGCAACCAGGAAGACAACACCAGCAAAUACCCCGAUAUCAUCGCUCGCAUCCCUAAGGUAAAAACCCUUGAACACACCGAGAGACGCGGCUCGGCUCCUGGGAGACGGGAGCGAGUCUAUGUGCGAGCUGAGACCGCCAAACGAGGGCUUUUACAGCGGUGCGGAUAACAACUGCACGCAUUCAUCUCGCGCUCUCGCUUUCAUUUGCCUCCUUCUCUAAACCCGUCUUUCAUCCGUGCGCUUUCCAAACGCCCACGCCUCCUUUCUACCUUUUCUGUCUCUAUUUUAAACUCGUCUUUAAAGCACAUCAGUUCCUCUACUCGCCCUUAACUGUUCUUGUCUCCCUUCAUCAAGAGCCGUACAUUUCUUCUUCUUCUGCACUCUCUUAAAAACGGACGCUCUUAACCAGACUUGUCGAGAAACUUCAUCCCUCUUAGUGAUGUUAAAAACACCGGCGGGUUCGAUUGGAGCUGCAGCUGCGGGGUUGGCUGGCCAAAUUAGCGAGAUUUCUGCUUGCAUGGGGAGACAGAAAGAGAUCACCGCUACCUGAGGCUUUGGCAGUCGCCCCGGGGUUAUCUGAGCACGCUCGCUACCUCUGCGCCUGCUGAGUGUGUUUUUCAGCUUAAGUAAGGAACCGCAACCCAUUCCCCGCUCCCUCCAAUAUGGUUCAUUCUGACUUUGAGGCGAAGUACACAGGCAUUAUUGAAAAGCCGAUAAUAAGAGAAAGUCUCAUCAGGAGAACUAAUCAGGCCAAGUUAGUGAGUCUGAUGAAUUAGAGGAGUCAGGGAGCGAACUAACAAGCUUUUGUUCUUUAUCACCUGAGCUUUUUAGAGGAAUUAGGCUCAUUAUUCACUUUCAGAAAAGAAAACGGUCUGAUUCUCAAAAUUAAACCAGGAGAAAGUCGUCCCUUCAGCGCCUACAAGACAACAAACCACGUCUCAUGAGUUUUGAGUGAAAUUUUAUCAUCAAACUGAUUGAUGGCGACAGUUUAAACCGACAAAUUCACUAAUCUGUCGACAGUACCUUUGUUUCAAACUUUUCUGAGUUUUUAAAGUCGCUAAAUUUCACUCAAACCGAAUCGAAACGAGACGUCUCAUCGCUGCAUUUAAACACGAGGUGGUUUUACAUCAGUCUGCAUGAGUUUGUGGUUUAAUACAUGAAGUAAUGUGGGAUUGAGACACACUUCCCUUUCACACAUGGACCCCAGCUGAGCGGCGGUAGGUGCACAGAGGUGGCUGUGAGUAUUUCCCAUCGUCUGAUGUUACCUAGUGAUAAAACAGCUGACCUGCAGCCAUGACAGCUCUUCUCUUGCUAAACUUCCCCCCUAUGCUUGAAUAAAGACCAGAACAAAUGUGUGAAAACAAGGAGGUCACUCCACAGAUUCGCCUGGAAACAACCAUUGUUUUUUUUUUUUCCAUUCCUGUGGUCUGAACAGUCUAACUCGAACUUUCUGAGACCGUCACACAGGCCGCAUGUGUCCUUGUGAGGGCCGAUGCUGCUGGGACGCUGAUUUAGUCAGAGUGCCUGUAAUCAUCUGACUGAUAAAUCCGUCUUAAGUUUAGAUUUGUCUCUAAAUGGAGCUCUAACAGUAGAUUUAACGAUCGACUGAUGGCUUGAAGAAUGAAGAAACACUCCCAAACUGUCAAGGAAACUUUUCUGCUUUCCUCUCAGACGUGUUUUUGCUGCAUUUGUCUUCGUACUCUGCUGUAAAGGUUGCUCGUCUUCUGCUGCAGCUCCUGCAUUUAGAUUAAUCUAAUCGUAGCGUCUGUAGCUCUUCACGAUCAGACUGACUGUUGUCUUGUCUUUGUCUGGUUCCUCCUUGUUUAUUGUAAUUUCUUGACUUUUGUUCUCUCUCUUGGGAAGCUCAACAAUUUCUUGAAGUUUAAAAAAACAAAGAACUCUUUCCCAAAGAGCAGCAGCUUGUUAAUCAUGAAGUUAAAAGUUAAAUCUGUGUGUCAGCUUUGUUUAAUACGAGAUUGGUAUUCUUAAGACCUAAAGAAGACUCUCGAAGGUGUUUGGCCCCUUUUCUAUCAGUAUAUGCAGUUUAAAGUGGUUUGAAGUGGGCGCUGAUUUAAGUCUACCUUUCGCUGCACGUCUCUCCUUACUCUCUUCAGCUAUGACGAGCAAAAAAAAGAAAACCUUUAAGAUUAAAGCUAUAAUUUUUACGACUGAGUCUAAUCACUAAUCUGCUGCUAUAAGUUACCGCUCAGGCCUGGCAGGCAUCUGCAGUGACAGCCGGCUUUCCAGUUCAGUCUGCACAAUAAAUCACCAUUUUAGCUGAGUGCACUAUGAGCAUUCACUCCAAACGCACCCCGAGAGUUUAUUGCAAUGAAAAAGAGAAAUUAUAUCGCAUAACGAGACAUGCCUCCACCGACUGUGAGAGCAGAUUUGUAUUUUUUUACAUGCACCACAAACAGGAAGUUAUGUAGGGAACUAAAACCACAUAGGAGUCACAUCUCAAUCAGUUCGUUUCAUCGUCUUUUCCAAAUAUUAGUCGCUGCUUUCAUUUCUAGAUAAUGUCCACUCCUCAUCUGUGUUUUUCUGUGGUCCUAGUAUAAUACACUGUUUUCCAGAACGUAAGUGUUUUUGGCCUUUUUGAAUGGGAGUGACCUGCAUCUAAAUAAACAGACGCAGUUUCCUCGUUUGGGAAACUCAUGAAUAAACUGAACUGAGCUCUGAUUGGAGGUUAGUGUCCGAGAUAGUUCUGACUUUGGUUCCACAGAGGGAUGUCUCAAACAGCGUAUCCCCCGGGUGAGCUACGCAAUCUUCGUACGCCCAUAAGCUGUAUCAGGUGUCAAUCAUAGAAAACAUGAACCCCCUAAUAACUUUUAAAAACCGAGCUGUAAAGAAAAAAAAGGACUUGAGCACAAACUAGUCUGACAGUAACUACAUGUCAACAUCACAACCAGGGGGGAGGAACAUUAAUGCCCUGUGUAAUAAAUUUCUAAAGUUUGUCCACAGCUCCAUAGAGAUUGCUGGAGGAGGCGGGAUUUAUGACCUAUACUGCAGCCCGUCAACAGAGGGUGCUGUUCUCAGAGUGGCUUCACCCAGCAAGGCGACAGACAGCGUCUAUUCUAUAUACAGUCUAUGGUUCAUACGCAUGCUCUGUACUCUUCUUCUGUCUUUUGUGCAAUUUCUUGGCAGCGUUACAGCGCCACUUACUGGCUUGGCAUAUGCACUACAUCGUUUUCAGUGGUUUCGUUUUGAGAGAUGAUAGAAAAACUUCUUAUUAAAGUGAAGUUUGGUGAAGUUGUCACUGAAUCAAAAAACAAAAAUCGAGUUUUUAGAGGAAAAAUCCAGAUUUUAUUUUUGGCCUUAAUCGUGUAGUCCGAAACCCUUUUGUUUCUCUAACUCCCUUUAAAUCGGAUAUUCCCCAAACUUUAUUCAGUGUCUCUUAAAUUUGCUGAACAUUCUGGUGUUCAGAGUUGGCAGAGUUCGGUUCCUUAUUCUGUAGAUUUCUUCAAACAGGCAGAUGUAAUUAUGGCUCCGGAAGCCAAAGCCAGCUGUCGCUCAGAUUUAUGGGUGAAAAAAAUCAUUUUUAGAUUCAAACACAGGUAUUGUGUAAUUAUGAUGAACAGCAGACUGUCGCUGGAGCUGUUAAAGCUAAUACACACACACACACACACACACACACCCUCAAUAAGGAUUUAGCUAUCACACUUCUUAUCAUUAGAUUAACAGUGUAAUUGCACUUCACAGGUUUUUAUCCUCGCUCUUUUGUCACAUUUGCUGUGCGUAGAUACGUGUCGCACAUUUCGAGUGUUAUUUAACCUCGCCGUUCGGUCUGUGCUAACCUGUGCACUUCCAGAUAAAAAAAACAGGUGCUCCGCCAACAUUUGCUCGACUUUAAACCCAGACUGUCUGAAUUCAGGGUUGUACAGCCAGCUGUCAGUACUGUAAGUAUACUGCAGGAAGGAUUUGUAACAGAGGGAGCAGCCUCCUCGGUGAGAUUGUAGAGGUGCUCACGCUGCACUUUCUUUAAAGCAGCACACCUCCUACAAAUUAGAGUAAAAGGCUCCUUUUUACAGUCGCCCUGUUUCGUGGAAAACCAAUAACUCUCAGCCAGCAGGGCUUGAAUGGUUUGGCUUGCUCACGGUGCAGCUCUGUGUGAGACCCCCUCCCUCCUUCUCUCCUUCCUCCUCCUCCCUUCUCUCAGCAUUAGGUCAUCUCAGCUAAGCAGAAAAGUUUACUUCUCCUCUCAUCAUAUCUCAUCACUCCACGUUACUUCUCCUUUCCGCCGCUUUUCUUUCAAGAAGUUAAAGAAGCGACUCGUCUCUUUAUCUCCGGCGCUCACCUUUCCUGCUCUCUCCGUCCACCUGUCGCUUCCUCGUGUCUCCUCGUCUAAUCACUUCUCCUUUUAUUCCUCUUCAUUACUUCUUGAUGAUACCUGUUCGGUCCCUCUCUGCGCCGCUCGCCGCCUCACCUCUCCUCUCACCCUUGUCUUGUUCACACUUGUCUCUCGCUCCUCCUCUCAUCUUUUUUUGGACGCUUUGAUUCAGACUGUCUACGAUUUUACCUCCUGUUUCCCUCCACGCUCCUUAAAUAUUCUCUCUAUCUCUUUUCUCCUCAUCGCCUGUCCGUUCUCCUCCUCUCACUUUCUCCCCUUUUCUCUCCUCUGUAUUUCCCUUCUCACCAUUUGUCUUUCACACUCUGUUUCAACACAUCUCCUUUCUUUUUUUUAUAAGCCCUUUUCUUUCACUGUUUUUUUUUUAUCUGCUGAUUCUCUCCCCACACUUCUAAACCUGUAUUCCUUGUUAUUUCUGCCUCUCUCCUUUGCUGUCUCUCACCUUUUCUUUUUACACCAUCAUCCCAGCUUGAAUUGUUGGGUUUUGUGUUGAAAUAACAAGCAACAGUGAAAGCUAAGUGCAUCAUUAGCAUGUCGGAAGAAAAGAAACUGCCUCUUCAUUUAAAUUUAGAGCCUCGUCUUUCAAAGCUGAAGCUCUUUUGAAAUUAGCGCAAAGAAAACGGAUCAAAUGUUGAGACUGAGGAAUAAAAAGUAUAUGCUCAUUUUCAACUUGACGCCUGCAGCACAUUUCAAAAAAGUGAAGACGAGGGCAUGUUUGCCGUUACGUUGCAUCAUCUAUUCUUCUGUCAGGAACCAAGGAAACUGGUUUUCAAAGUGGGGAAACUUUUCGUCCUAUUCUUGCCUGAUGGUCUCAGAAUCUCCUGUCAGGUGUUUAGUUUUUGUUUUUAUUAAUGCAGAACAAUAGAAAAAAGGUUUAGGAGCAACUUAUACUGCAGUGCUUGGCUCUGUAGUAGAAGAGUCCAGGUCUGCCUGCAGCUCCGACUCCUAACCAAAUGAAAACAUUAACCACGCCAUGACACGCAAAAACUACAACAAAAGGGGGAACCUCCAGAAACUGGUCUUCUCUGCCUCUAAAUGUUAAAAUGUUGUUAAAAGAAAAGGUGAAGAUGCAGCUGUUUCAGUAUUUUUGAAACCCAAAUCCAGCAGCAUGUUUCAAGAAAGUUUGGACGAGAACAUGAACUUAGAAAAAAAAUCAUUAUCAACAUCGAUUUUGUUGUUUUUGCUCUAUUUAAAGCUCCUGUGAGCAACUUUCAGUUUGGCGGCUCCUGUUGACAAAGCUUUAACAUCGAAAUUUUAACAUUAAAAAGUUAUAUUUCUAGAUUACAAAAUGUUGUGAAUAAUGUCAAAAUUUCGAGUUAAAAAUAAGUAAAAAUUUUGAGAUUAAAGUCGAAAUUUUGUAGAUUAAAAUCAACAUGAAUAGUUGAAAUUUCGUUAAUUAAAUCGAAAUUACAAGAUUAAAAUUGACAAAAAUAAAGAUGAAAUUUUAUGAAUAAAGUUGUAAUGUUGAGAUUAAUGAUAAUGAAUCGACAGCGUUCGCUCAUCACUUGCCAACAUGUCCUCUGAAGAACAGUAUAAAGCUGUACUUUAGAAUUUGAUUUCUUAACAAGGAAAUCUUUGCUCUUUAAGCACACAAACACAGUGUGGUCAAAAGUAUUUAGACUCUGAAAAGACUGCGCCGAAGAUUACGACGCUACAGAAGAAAAACACACAAACUUGGAGGACUUUAAUCUUGACGUUUCGAUUUUUUUUCAUUUAGCCUUUUUUUAAUUGCGAUUUUAAUCUGGAAAUUUGGACUUUAAUCUCGAAAUGGAAAUUAAAACAUUCUCCCUCCUGUAAUUAUUUUGUUCUCUUCUUGUGGCCCUAAUCCUCUUUUGUAUGAAAGAGAGCGAUAUGGAUUUCAGUGUUUUUUUUCUCUCCUUACAAGCUUUAAACAUAGACUUUACAAACUGUUAUAACUCUGUAAAGAGAGGUGUUUUAUCUGGUAUUCUGGACCUGAACCUCAAACUGAGGUGUCCCUGAGGUCUAGGACUUGGUAGUUAAAUCCACAUUUAGAAAAUCAGUGCUAAUUAACUGUGAGACUCUUGUUUCUGUGCAGGCUCUUUAGAGUGAUCCGCUGCACUGUACCGGCGGCGGGCUCCCCCGCUCUGUCUCCAGUUGAUUAAAAUAUAAGUUCAGUAAAAACAGCUCUAGAUUACUUAUUCAUCGCAUUCACGGCGCUCCUCAGCAGUAUGAGUGACGGAAAUGAAUCACAUGCUGAAUUAUGUAAGUCCUAAGUUCCUCCAAUUUAUAUCAAUGAAGUUCACAAAAUGACACCCCACUCAGAUUAUACAGUAACUAAACAACCAUAUACAGUACAUCCCAGGUUUCCCCUUAAAACGACAGAUUAUGCAGAAACUUUUGCAAUGAGAGUUUCAAUGACCUGAUGUAAAAAUGAGGCGCAAUAAAACUGUUAGAAAUGUCGACCACACUUCAGAGAUAAAGGUGUGAGUUUAUUUUUAUCUGCUGUCUCCGCUGCAUUGCUGAGUGGCAUCUCAUUCUCUCUCUCUCUUUCUCACACACACACUCGCAGUCGGUCUCAGAUUAAAACAUUUACUCAUUCAGUCACCUGCAUAAUAACUCUCUCUCUCUCACACACACACACACCGAUUAAAACUCUAAAAAGACAAGCACUGAUUUUCCCGCACUAACAUCGACUUUAACAAACAUAAUUACUCCUCUUUCUUCUUUCAGGAGUUGUAGCAGCCUCUGUCUUUGUCACUUGUUGCAGCUGUAGUCUUUGAGUUUUGACGAUUACCUGAUUUACCCUCAUUUUUGUGUAAAACAUCUGAAAACUCGCUCAGACUUUCUUUGUUAUCCUGGUCGGUAAAUGUGUUUCUCAACCUUCAACAAGGAUGAUAGUCAGGUGCUGGGAGGAGAGGAGGAAAUUGCGUACAGAACUAAAGGGACUGGUUGAAUUUGCAGUGGUAGUUGGGUUGCUAUUAAUUAAUUGCAAACUAUAAAUAAGAGAGGGCCAAGAACUGAUCCUUGUGGAACUCCUUCCGUGAGUGAUUGAAACUGAUUGAAUAUCUGCAGCUUGGAUACGUUGGAAUCAAAUGGCAUCAGGCUGUUGAGCCCAUUGUUAUUGAUUAACUGAACUAAAAAUAAAGAGGACACAGAACUAAACCUUGUGGAACACCUUUUAUUAGUGGAAUGCAUUAUUGAUCAACUGUGGAUUAUCAAUAAAAGAAGGCCCAGGACCGAUGCUUGUGGAACACGUUUUGUCAGUGGAAACCAUUGUUAUUAAUUAACUGUUGACUAUUAAUAAAAGAGGACCCAGGACUGAUCCUUGUGGAACACCUUUUGUUAGCAGAACCCAUUUUAAUUAAAUGAAGACUAAAAAUAAAAGAAGGCCCAGAUCUGAUCCUUGUGGAACAUGUUUUGUCAGUGAAACCCAUUGUUAUUAAUGAACUGUUGACUAUAAAUAACAGAGGACCCAGGACUGAUCCUUGUGGAACCCCUUUUGUUAGCAGAACCCAUUUUAAUUAACUGAAGACUACAAAUAAAAGAGGACCCAGGACAGUUCUUGUGGAGUUUAAAUGUUGCUUAUCAGCAGAUUGUAAAUGUGUUAUAAUGAUGUGAAAAGCUGUUAUAAUCACAUUAAAACCAAAAAAUAUUAUAUAAUAACAGUUUUGGCUAAAUGUCAUUAAGAGACGAAGCUUUCCAUUAUAAAUUUAUGUUUCAGGGUGUGUGUGUGUGUGUAGAAAGGAGAGCAGGAUAAGGGGGUUUGACAUACCAGUUUUUUCCUGCUGCCAAUCACAUCCCACUCUUAAGAUCUCAGGGUUUUACUUGAUUACCAAUUUUCCUCAUAUCUAUUUCAUGUGAGAUUCCCCAUUUAUGAUGUUCAAUCGACCGUGAUUGCGCUCUAAAAAAGUCCUGUGUCAUUUAAAAGAUGAUCUCUAAGCAGAAAUUGAUUGCUGACAAUUAACACGGCGGAUAGUUUUUGAAGGAAUUGGCUUGAAUUUGCAUCUUUUUCUCCCUGACAUUAUGUUGUCAGGAUAACAGUGAGCAAACAAAGCCUGAGCGAAACUUCACACCAACACAAGGUCCCCGCACAAAGGAGAUGGUGUGAUUAGAUUUUCCAGCACCUUGCUGCAUUAUUUUACAUAAUGAUGAGGGAAAACUAAUUCUCCCAAAGCUUCCACAGGUCCUCAGUGCCUUUAAUUACAAAUUAGUAUUAAAAUAUGAUCACAUUAAUAUUGAUACGGGUAAAUUAAUUGUUCGACGCAGUUUAAUGACCUUUAUUGGUUGAACUGUUUGUUUGGUGUACUCAUGUGUCUCUAAACAACCUGUUUAGCUUUGAACUGUUGAUUUGCUCCCUCUGAUCACCUUUCAGAUAUCACUCGCUGAUCCGCUUUCAUUCUGGUCCAAGCCGUGAAUUUAAAGCAUCCCGGUGGCCCCAAAUCGACCAAGACGCAUGAGAUUAACAUCCCUAAGCUGCACGCUGAGGCUUUGGUGACUCAGAUAAUUAGCAGACGCGUUCUCUGAUCUUGAAAAGCAGCAGCCAUAGUCAAUAUAAUCUGCCCAUAGAUGUUUCAUCCCAGCCUAAACCCUAUCAGUGUCUCUUUUCUUCUAUUAAUCAGCUGCCAAAGCCUUUUAGUUCGUGCAGAAAUGAGGAAAACAAAAAAAAAACACGGAGAGGCGAACUGCAGAGAAGUCUCCUGUGAGGCUUUUGGCUUUUGGCACAGCGUGGGCACAGGACCAAACGAGGGGGCGUGUUUAACACUUUGGUCCCUGGUUGAGGAGAAUACGCAGCAGCAGCAGAGGUAGCUACACAUGAGGAGUAAUGAAAGUAGUGUGGAGGGAGAGAAAUGUUAAUGUGUUGACUUCCAAAACCUUUCGCAACAAAUGGAGGGCAUCUGCAGGUCUUGAAACAGCCCGAGCAUGCCUUCGGUUUGAUUGCCUGCGUCUGUGCUUUUGAAAAAGCUCCAAGCCGAGUCUUGUGCUGAGGUUAAACCUCCGAGUUUGUUAUUUUUCAAGAUGAAACUUCUCCUCCGAGAGCCGACUUUGCUGUCUGGCUUCUCAUCUCUUUGCUGAAUAAAAUAUCUUCGUUUAUUUAUACUUCUCUCCCCUCUCUGUCUUCAUUUUAAUUCUCCUAAAGGUGAAGAAGGACUCUGUGGUGUCCUGCGUCCUGGACUCCGAGGCAGUGGCCUGGGAUCGCGAGAAGAAGCAAAUCCAGCCCUUCCAGGUCCUCACCACACGCAAGAGAAAGGUAUGAACCGGGAGGAGGGUAGGUGAACUGCUCAGAGUGUUAAAAAGGUAAAAAGCAGGAGACGAUGAAGAAGUGAAAAGGUUAAAGAGAGAGAAAACUAGACAGAGAUGAAAACCGGGAGAGGUGGAUAAUGGAGUGAAAUGAUCCGGCAGAUGGAGGGAGAUGGACGGCGAAGGAGCAGACAGAAAGAGAGGGGAGAUUGAUAAGUAGGAGACAGGAGGAGUCAAAUGGAUCGAGGAGAGAGGAGAGGAGGGGAGGGCUGUGAGACUGCAAAUGUCAGCGAGGUGUUUUUUCAGUUUUGAUCAAAAUAACGGCCUCUUUCCACUCCGCCAGUCACAUUAGAAUAAAAUUUGUCCCUUUGACUUUCCUUUUUGUAUGCGCGGUGACGUCUCCGUAAAUUAGAAAAAGGAGAAACGAGGGUUCAAAUAUCGAGGACAUGAUGAUGAUGAUGAUGAUGAAAAUGGCUGAAAAUGAUUAUCCUGAUGAUAUUUUGCAAGAUACUGCUACUGCCACGAUGAAUUUAUGAUUAUUUGUAAUGACGGUUUGCUGCACAAACUGAUUGUAUGGCCCUCCAGGCUUUUUUGUAGCCACAUCUUCGCUGUUUGCUCCCUCUGCGAGCGUUCAGGCUGAAAUGAAAUAUUUCAGAUGAGAAGAUGGAAACCCGAUACGGACUAAUUAAACAUCAUUAAUGGGUGGAGGGGAAAGUAAUGAGAGAGUGGAAAGGAGAGGAAGGAUAAAUCAGGAGAGAAAUCCUUCAGGUUUGAAGACUGUGGAGGCAUUUCUCUGUGUUUCUGAUCCCCGGAGUUUCCUUCAAGAAGAACAUCAGUAUUAGGUUCAACCAGCUCUUCAUACAUUCAGAUAUAGUUUAAUUAUAAUAAAGAGAAUAAUUACUUUCUUAAUCCCCUUCCAGGAAAUUCAAUUUUGGAAUAUCAACACCUCAUUACAACUUAUCUGUUAACUAAGAAGGUAUAAGAGGAAGUGAGAGGUAGUAUUUAAUAAAACAUUUCAAGUAAAUAUCACAGAUUUUAAAACGUUACAGCUGCCGACGAACAGAAGACAGAUUUCUUUACAUAUAGAGAUUAUAUGUUGCUACAGUAAAUAUUGUGAUGCGGUUUGAUUGGAUAGAAACUCUGUCUUAAUGUCUUCAACAUGAUCGCAGUACAACGUAACAAAACAACCUUAUUGUGUUAUAUUUCGGUUUAGUUUAAUCCAAACACAACACGGGUAUUUCUUUCAGUUCAGAUCUGAAAUUCUCCAAAGGACCCCUCCUCUCAACUCAAAGGUCUCCGUCAAACUGAGUUUAUAUUGAACCAAGCGGGCUCUGUCGCUGGGGCGACUCUUUUUCUGUGUAGGAAAACAAAACUUCUUUGAAUCUGUCAGUCGGAGUGACUUCCUCAGUGCACAAAGAAUUUGUCAAUCCAGAGAUAGUUGUUUGUAUCCCCCUGGGGACUGAAAUAACCAUGGACUUUUCACAGGAAGUGAGUAAAAGCCACAGAUGCAGCUCAUUGAGCCGCUAUAUUACAUCCACAGGUCACUAAUUUAUGAACGCCUCUGGCCACAGAGGACCAUAGAGCGCACUGUAAUGAAACAACUGUAGACUAUAAAUAAAAGAGGGCCCAGGGCUGAUCCUUGUGGAACACCUUUUGUAAGUGGUAGAAAUUGAUUGAAAAUUUGCAGCUUGGACACAUUGAAAUCCGGUGGCAUUAGGCCAUGGAGCGUAUUGUUAUUGAUUACCUGUAGACGAUAAAUAAAAGUGGGCCCUGGGGUGACCCUUGUGGAACACCUUUUGUAAGUGGUUAAAGGGAUAUUCUGGUGUAAAAUUGAUUUAGAGUCACUGUAGCACCGUGUUAGACACCCUGUCGAGAGAUGAAUGUUGCUGACCGCUUGCUUCUCUAGUUAUACCAACUUCAGUUACGACCACAGGAACUAGAGAAGCAAGCGGUCGGCAACAUCCAUCUCUCGACUGGGUGUCUAACUCGUUGUUGUGAUGUGUUUUUAACCCUAAAUCAAUUUUACGCAGGAAUAUCCCUUUAAAACUGAUUGAAUAUCUGUCACUUUGAUGCAUUAAAAUCCAGUGGAAUCAGGCCAUGGAGCACAUUGAUAUUGAUUAACUACAAAUAAAAAGGGACCCAGAACUGAACCUUGUGGGACACCUUUUGUAAGUGGUUUAAACUGACUUAAUAUAUGUCACUUUGAAGCAUUGAAAUCUGGUGGCAUGAGGCAUUUAGGCCCAUUGUUAUUGAUUAACUGUAGACUGUAAAUAAAGAGGACCCAGAACUGAACCUUGUGGGACACCUUUUGUAAGUGGUUAAAACUGACUGAAUAUAUGUCACUUUGAAGCAUUGAAAUCUGGUGGCACCAGGCAUUUGGGCCCAUUGUUAUUGAUUAACUGUAGAUUAAACAUAAAGAGGACCGAGAACUGAUCCUUGUGGGACACCUUUUGUAAGUGGUAGAAACUGAUUGAAAAUUUCCAGCUUGGACACAUUGAAAUACGGUGGCGUCAGACCAUAAAGUCCAUUGGCUAACGAGGAACAUCACAUGAUCCAAGACAGUGUUACACAAGAUCAUCUGCAGUAUGUUUUUAUCAUUCUGACCUUUUGUAAUAAAACUAUUUUAUCACUUGAACUAGAUACCAGUAUUUUAAUUUAAAAAAGAUGAUACUAUCAACCUUUUUUUAGCCUUGAAAUUAAUCAGUUUCCCUUAUUAAUAAUGAUGUUGGGAUACAGUUAAAAGAGACCUUAAUUAACCAAAAACAGUAAAGCUGAGUGAAAACACUGGCACAUUGAGAUGAAGUGAUCUGAUAUAUUAAGACGAAAAUUGUUCAGGAGAAACCGUCUCUUCAGGGUCCGUUGAUAAGCUUAUACACCUGGGGCUCAAAAACCAAAGGCAGAUUUUUCAAGUUCAGAAUAAAGCUGUGGUUCUUGGAGCAUUAGACAGUCAGAGGGAGUUUGACAAGGUCCAGUGGUUCAGUUCAUCAUAAACGUUAUAUAAGAAGAGGAGAGCGACCAGUAAGGGGUAUACAGAUAGAGAGACAGAGAGAUAUCAGCGCUUAUCGCACCUCUGUGCCAGUAAAGACCAACCAAGUAUUAUACAGAAUACAAUGAGUGUCAUAGGGACCUCCAGCUCUGUAUCUCAGAGCAGACUGAUAGACCGAGACUGGGUAGAAGCAAGAGUGUUUCAAAAACACUGUUUCCACAAGUAAGAGGAAAGUUAGAUCUGUUUGGAAGAAGUAAUCAGAGUUUCUGCUGAUGAGGUUUUAAUGAUGAAUCUUAGAUUUCAAUCAUCAUUAUACAAAUACCAAGAUGUUUGUUCACUGGAACUCAUUCAGCAUUGCUUCCAUCUAGUGCUGAUAGUUGGAGACAGUUGAGAUAAAGCUGUUGUCCUGAAAAAUAAAACAAAGAACGUUGUUUCGUUCUUGUUAAGUAUUAAGUUGUAAGUUCUCAACAGCAGAAGAAUACAGAAUAGUGUCAUCUGCGUAAGGACGGAAGUUUGAUCUGAUUUGAUCUUUGUUUGUCUAGAACAUAUCCAAAAAAUUGCUAAUAUCCACCAAAUGACACAAAAUCAAAAUGAGACACACUUGCAAGAAGAGGGAGAGGAAAGUAACAGCGUAUGUAGUCCUGCUGUUUCUUCACAAUAUCAGCUGAUUUAAGUGUUUUUUCAACGCCAAACAGAACCAUAGAAAGCAAAAAAAUUUAUUGAGUGCAUUUGCAAUUGUUCAUAAAUACAUUUGUAAGAUAUUAUCUCAGGCUUUUGUUUAAGGUAAGUUAUUGCGAGUUGCGCCUCCCACGCCUAGAGAAAAGCUCGAUGUUUAUUAUAUGCUAAGUGUUAAAAAGUGCUAAAAAGUCAUUUUGCUUAAACUCCUUCCUGUGAUCAAAAGAAUGGCCCGAUUCCAUGUAUCCUCCCACAUGCUCAUUUUCAGGUUUUCAAGGUGCAGCACAGGUAGAGAAUUAAUUAUGCUGCAACACAAAGUGAAGUUUUUCUGCCCGAUCAGCACAGGAAGAUUAUUAAUAAAACAUCUUUGAGUUCUUUUAACCUUAAGAUAGCUGCAGAAGUUCAACGUUCAACCUCAUGUAAUGAAUUUGUUUAAAUGCUUUUCAGCCUCAUGCUUCAUUACCACUGAGUUAGCAAAGUGGAUUGAUCGAAUUCAGAGGACCUAGAAAUGUUUAAUCCUGAUUGAUUUGCAAACCACAAAAGCUUUUACCGUCCAAAAAGCUUUGAAGGGGUUUUUCUCAGAGAAGAUAAGUUGGGUUGCAGGAAUCAUUGAGACAGGAGGUCUCUUUUUCUUCUCAAAAAGUAGCUCCAGUUAGUUUUCAGUAAACAAACAAUAGAUCAGCUGUUUCAAGCGCCAUCUUCUGGGUAAAAUACUGUACUGCAGUUGAAAUCUCCUGUCAUUUUAGACUGGUUUAAAAUCAAAAGAGGUUUAAAAAGUGCAGGUAUACCUCAAAAUGUUUUUGGAUGAGUCAAACUGUGAGGACGCUAACCUGAGAGUUUGGUCAAUGUCACUGAUAAUAACUCUGAUCUGGUCAGUUGUUCUCAGUAGGUUCCUCCUCACACCUGGCUCACAGCCUCACACCGAAUUCCUGAGAAAUCGGGGCCAGCUCUGUCUGCCAAACACAAAACUGCAGGGAAAACAAAACCUCCUCGCCUGAGUUAAUAAGCUGGAUGAGGUGCAAAAAACCCGAGGAGUAGGGAAGAGAGAGACGUGAUUAAAGCGGGCUGAGGAACAGGAAGGUGUGGUGCAGGAAGAGAGAGAUGAGCACAAAAGAGGAGGUGUGAUGUUGUUAAAAGGUGGAGGUGAAGCUUUAAGGCUGUGUGAUUAAAAGCAACACGAUGAACGGGAGAGAAAUCAAAGCGCUCUUUGUAACAAGUCCCAAGGUUGAAUGUAGCGAUUUGUGAAUAAGAUGCGUCGAUUUGCAUAUUUUCGUCCAGGGAGAAAUAUUAAAACGCGUGUGUUUUCAUGUGUGUGUUGAUGUUUCCCCGCAGGAUGUGGAUGCCUCGGAGAUCAAAGUCCAAGUGUGCGUGUACGCCUUUGACCUCCUCUACCUCAACGGCGAGGUAAGGCCCUCUGCUGAUGAUGAUGGGGGAAAAAUAUUACCCAGGGAUCUCUCUGGCUGCGCUCCUGUUGUCAUUUAAAAUUGGGGUGUGUGUGUGUGUGUGUGUGUGUGUGUGUUUAUGUGUUUAUUGUUUGUGAGCGUGCUCGUUGCACCUCUGAGAUGCAGACAACGUCCCUGAAUGCCAAUGAUGGUGCUACUGGAGGCCGUAACUAGAUAAUGAUUGUAAUGCUCAUUGUAAUUCCAGCGGAGUGUGUCUGAGUGUGUGUGUUUAUCUGAGACUGACUGAGUCUGCGGGAAGGAAAGAGAGAGAGAGAGAGAGAGUUGUUUUUUCAUCUUUUUUCGACCCUGUGUGUGUCUGUGUUUGGGAGAUUGAGGGUAUGUAUGAUUUCAUCCAAAUAAUACUCUAUUUUGAAGCUAAUUUCCUAAAAGUCAGCCAAAGAAAAUGCAAAUGAGCGGAUGUCUCUAUCAGCCAAUGAUAUGCAGGUUUUCCCAGGUGGACGUAAACGAAAUAACUGAAUCAAAAGAACAACAGCGGCUCUUUAAGUUCGGCCGUUUUGUUGCUGUUUCCCCUUCCUAAUAUAGCAUUUAUGUAAAUGUUAGGAAUUAAUUUGUCUCUCCUCACUUUCAUUUUGGGCCUUUUUCCGCUGCUGCCUUUAUUUAGCGUCUUUAUUUUUAAUUAUUCCUCUCGGCUAUAAAUCCACACUGUCCAAUUCCAGCUUCCCUGCAGUCGUUGAUAUCUCUGUUUCCGGCCUGUGGAGUGACCGCCUUUUGUUUUUAUUUAUUUUUUUUUUGCCAAGACCAACACCAGGCGACCAAGGUUGUGUCCUUGGUGCUAUUUUUGGGAAUCAUCCAGGUUUACAGACCCCAGAGGAAGAGACGAGACUCUGCAGUUUAACUCAAAUGACUCAAAGUUCAAGUUUUUUGUUCGCAGAAUGAGGUGGACUUAGUUUACCUCGGUAAAGUCGAAGCGGAGUCACCGUUCAGAGCAGCAGUGUCCGGUGUGUUCAGCCGUACAAAAGCUUUGUUUUCUAUUUAUGCGAACAACUUAAAUCAAUGAUUCGCCCGAAGCCAUUUCAGAAGAGCAAAAAGGCUCCAGAUCCUCCGGUUUUCACUCGAGGAUGGUUUUUAAAAGCAAAAGGAAAACUUCUGUUUUUAAUAUCAUAGACUGUUAGCUCCCGAAGAGGCAUAAUGAAACCGAAAGAUAGCAGCGGGUGUGUUGGGCAUCACUUUUCAUCCAUUCAUCCAACCUUUAUUUCAUCUUAUGGAGUCAUUAGGGUCAAGCAGGCCUCGUUCACAGCAGCAGACAGCCAUAGAUGUGCUGCACAGUAUUAAAAAAACAACAACUUCAUAUUGCAUAAUUUUUUCAUUUCUGCAGCGUAUAUUGGGAUAUGAAAAACACGGGCGUUUAUGCGCAGUGUUUUUAAUCUGCUCCUGCUGAUACCACCCUGUGUCCAGCCCUCUGACACCUGCAUGGAGAGGUAGAAGGAGAGAGAGAGAGAGAGCACAAGAGGAGAUUCACCAAUGCAACAGACGUUCCUAGUAGUAGUAGUAGUUUAUUUGUCCCAUAGGGAAAUUAAAUCGCAGCAAAUCACACAUUUGGCAUUUUAUCUAGAACAGUACAGAUAAAAAAUAAAACAGCAUGUAGACAACUAUGACACAUAAUUAAUAGAAAAAAUAAGUAACAUCGUCAUAAUCACACUUCCUAAGUCUCAACUUUAACCUGAUUAGAACAGCUGAGCAGACUAUAGGUGACUAACUAUGGCUAUUUGGAAUUAAGGCAUUUAAUGGUCUGUGGCACAUAAUCAAUAACUUUUUUAAAGUGUUCAGAAUUCUUUUUGAUUUGAAUAUAAGUGCCGUGUACGUGUGCUGCAGGUGUAGACAUUAAAAGUAAACACAACGGUCUGUAUGUUUGCAAUCAGCGUACAACAGCCGCCCACAAUGUAACUGCAUCAGUGUGUUAGCCCCAAACUAAUCCAUCCGGUCUGGAGAAAUGAAGACGAGGUCAAAGAGCCAAAAACAUGCAGUUUCCUGAGGCGGCCUGCAGAAGCACCAUAAACCAUAAACAGUCAUUCUAAAAGGACCACCUUCAUCAGAACAUCGACAUGUUUUUGUUAAAUCCUGUCUUUGCUCUGCCUCUUUGUCAAUUCUAGGGUAAGCUGAGUCUGCUGGUAGGCGUCUAAAAAAGACAGCGGUUUUGGGAUAGAGAUGAUCCCAAUUUUUCCUUCCUGAUACCGAUUCUUGUGCUGUUGGUACCGAUCCAAUACCAGUUUGUUAUUAAAACAAAAUACCAUACCAGGCCUGCACGACUGUAAUAUGAUUAUCAAACAGCGAAUUCAUGCCAUUUAUUUUGAAAUAGAACAGUAUAAAAAAACAGAGCUAACCAGUAAAUUAAUAAUUUAAUAAAUUACGUGGUAUCGGAUCGGUGCCUGGACUCCAGGACUCGCCGAUACUGAUGCCAGCAUUUUUGGCAGUAUCGGAACAUCUAUUUUGGGAUCCUGCAGGUCCUAAAUGCAGACCUGAUGCAGAGAAAAAGUUGCUUUGACUGAGAGCAGGAAGUCAAACAAACCCUGCAGGCGCAUCGUGCAGCGAGCACUUACAACUGAACGAACUAACAGUUUAAUAAAGAAGAUGAAAGCUGGAAGGCGUGUCUGAAUUAUGGACAGAUCUGGAAAAGACCUGGACUUGGUUUGGUUGGACUACAGGCCACAAAUCCAGCACCUCUGGAUUAAAGCAGGCGCUCAUUGUAAGGAUAAAGCAAUUCUCGUCACGUUUGUAUAACUUAUUAACCCAAAUGGUCAGAAUUAGCAUGGGUGCAUGCAGGAUUGGUCAUGCAUAUUGCAGCAGCAGCCAGUAAUGGUCAGCGGUAAUGGCAUACUUACAAACUUUAGUGCAAAAUCAACGGCUAAGACCACGUCCGUGUAUUCCAGUCUGUCCUUAAGAGGCCGCUUUAAUGCUGCUGCAUGUUGAGGAAACGCUGUAAGAGUGUGCACUCACAGUGUUUGAGGGUAUAUUUAAUGUCCAAGAUUUCUUGGUGGUUUCAUCCGUUUGCUGUCAAACAAACUCUGAGCGCCCUGAAAACUACAGUAGGUAGGAGGUUGUACACACACACACACACACACACACACAGGCGCGAGGAUUGUGUGUUUUCUGCUGGUAUGAGGCUGUACUUUUCUGUGUGGGAGUUUGUAUGUGUGUUCAGAGCUGUCGUGACUGUGUUUUUCAGUGAGUAGACUUGGAGGUUGUGUGUGUGUUUGUGUGUGUGUGUGUGGGUAGCUAUUUGAGAUGGCACUUCAUCCUUGUCAUUGCAAGGCUCCAAGCUAUGAAGGGGAAAUGGUUGUAAUGACACACAGUUCUGCUGUUUGUGAUGAUAUGUCUGUUUCUCUGUUUUGUUUUGUGUGUGUGUGUGUCCAUAUUUGUGUGUGUGUGUGUGUGUGUGUGUAGUCCUUGGUGCGACAGCCAUUGUGUCGGCGUCGGGCUCUGCUGAGAGAAAGCUUCUCAGAGGUGGAGGGAGAGUUUGUGUUCGCCCGAUACCUCGACACCGACAACACAGAGACCAUCGCAGAGUUCCUGGAGCAGUCCGUCAAAGGUGUGUGUGUGUGUGUGUCUGUGUGUGUGUUUGUGUAGGUGUUGUCGGGUUAGUGUGAGACAAAGACACACUUUUUUUUUUUGUUUACCUCCUGCUACCUCUUUUUGUGUCUUGAACUUUUUAGUGUGCACACUAACUGCGCGCUUGUUUUCCUUCCUGCUGUCCCUGUGUGUCUUGAACCUUCUCCGCGUGUGUGGGUGUGUUUCGAACAAGUUUGAUUUAAUUUGUGGCCUCGCCUGCUGCCUUCAUGUGUAAUUGUGUGAGUGUUGUGUGCAGUGGUUGUGUGUUUGUUCCCUCCCUGCCUGCCUGCUACUCCUCCUUCUCUCAGGGCUGCAUCUUUCUCCUAUUAUCUUGUGUUUGCCUGAGUGUGAUUGUGUGUGAGUGGAAACAGAACCUGUGAGUUGUGUAAUUGAGUUUUUUUUUGUGUGUGUGUGUGUUAUUGAAAAAGAUCAUAGAAGUGUGUUUCCAAAUGUGUAUUAUGCUUGUGUCCUUGUCUCUCUUUGUGUGUGUUUGUAUCUCAGAGGGAGACAAAACAGCCUCCAUAUAUCUCAAGAUAAUCUGCUCAUUUCCUUCCUGCACCACUAGACUUGUGUUUUGAUGUAUUAACGUGUGCGCGUGUGUGUGUGUUUGUGUGUGUGUGUAGACUCCUGCGAGGGCCUUAUGGUGAAGACUCUGGAGAAGGACGCCACCUAUGAAAUUGCAAAGCGCUCCCAUAACUGGCUCAAGGUCUGGAACUCAAACACUUCACACCGAGCUUCAUUGUUGAAACCAACGUGUUGAGUCAGUUUAGUGUCCUUGUGUGGAUUAAAACAACUAUUGGACGUAAGCUCUGAAUGGCCGCACAUGCCUAAUAACCUUCGUUUACUGGCAAUAACAUAAAAACAUAAACUGACACAUUAGCUUUACAUUUCUAAAGUACUGAAUUAACUAUUUUAACGACUAAGAGACAAUAAAAGAACUUUAUUUAACCCCCAAAUAAAUUGUAUCUGUCUAGAAUCUCUGAUAAACAAAGUUAUGAUCUAACUCGCGCAGUGGUGGUAAGACAGUAUAACUCUGUAAACGUCGACAUACAGCAGAUCCAGGGUUUGGUUUUCUCUGGUAGGACAGUAAACAAACUGAGUUAAUCCAGUCAGGUGAGAGGAGAGGGUGACACGGUUCAAGUCUCCUGAUAUUAUUACAAGUGCCUCAGGAUGUGGAAUCUGUAUCCUAGCAACAGUAUCACAGAGAACAUCACAUGGAACCUCAGCCGUUGCCUUGGAUAUGUAAACAAGUGUAGUUGUGAUAUGACUGAACUGCCUUGGAACAUUAUAUGGCCAAAGUUCAGUUUCUGGAAAACACAUCCUCUCCUCGACGAUGUAAGAAAAAGGGUCAGAGCUACAUGAAAAGAAAAAAAAAUAACUAGAGGAAGAAGAUUUAAGUUGAAAUUUCGACUUUAUUCUCACAAUUUUGAUUUUUAAAUCUUGGAAUUUUGACUUUAAUGUCGAAAUUAGGUGAAAGAAGAAACGGACCUCCUCCCUUCUUCUCGCCACUCUCCGACCUUAUGAAAGUGAAGCCAGGUAUCGUAGUAAAUCAAACUUCUGGUAGUCGGUGUAACAAACCUGGUCAAUGCGGUUAGAGCUCAAUUUUGUCUUUCAUGUAUUUCGGCUCAGUCCGACUGAAACUGACCUGAAAGAGUUCUGCGAACGCUCCAAAGUUUCCUCUUAUUCUUUAAAAAACAGCUGAGAAAAGUUUCCCUGCAGCAUCAUGUACCUACAUCACUGCAUAUGAGCUCAAAUCUUCAGCAGAAUCAAAAAAUGAAAAAGGAUCCAUUCGCUUUUAGUCAAUAACGGUGAAAAAACUCAACCAAAGCCUGAAAACAGAGUCAUGAGGAUCAGGAGCAGAUCUCUUGUCUGAGCUCUUUUCCAAACAGCUCAGUCGGCUCCAGUCAGUUUAAUCGUCUGUACAAAAACAGAUUCAGUACUUCUGGAGGAAACAACAAACAUGUUUCCGAUUAGUAGUUGGUCGGCGUUUACAGUCGGUGGUUCAACAAGAGUUUUGACGGCUCACAUUGUUAAUGAGCAACAUUUAUGUGCGCCUUCUGGCGUUCAAUUUACGCAGAGAAAAUUGGGAACAUUUGAGUCAUUGGGAGACAGUUUUGUUAAUAUUGAAAUUCUGCUCCAACAGUGGGAAACGAUCACAUUUUAAUAGCAUUACACUGUGCCUUAAUAAUAAGCCGUUCCUAUCUCUGUUUUAAUGAAAACCAAAGAAAUAUCCGUCUGCUGCUGUUGUCGUGUUUGUUCUCACCUCAGCUGAAGAAGGACUACCUGGAGGGGGUGGGAGACACGGUGGACCUGUGCGUGAUUGGCGCCUACCUGGGAAAAGGCAAGAGGACGGGCACUUACGGCGGCUUCCUCCUGGCCUGUUACGACGAGGAGAACGAGGAGUUCCAGUCCGUUUGCAAGGUGUGGGCCUGUUUGUUUCCCUCUGACGGUGUUUCUGAUUUAAUUUUUAAUGAAAACAGUCUGAGAAAUAAUGAAAAAAAGUUCUUGUUUACUCCUCGGCAAGACAAACAAGGUGUUUCAAGUUUAAUAACGUCUGAGUUUUUGGAGUGGGGAAACUUAUUUUGAUUAUUACAUUUGCAUAAAUCUGGCUUAUUUUUAAUAACAGCCCAGGCAGCCGUGGACUCUGAUGUUUAAAUCAUGUUUUUAGGAGUUUGCAGCACCCGAAAUAAACAUCUUCAUCGACACAGGUUUGAGGUUUGACAGUUCCCCAGACGUGUGUAUCGACUUUUUCGGAUCCUGGGUUCAAAAUGUUAAACUGUAAUUUUUUCCACCUCUCUGGCGGUCUGUGCACAUAAACAAACACACAACAUAUGGAGGGUAAUGUUUGUUUCUCUCUCAGCGUGUACUGUUGAGUGUUUUCCGUUCACGUCUGUUAAAAGUGUGUGUGUUUGUGUGUGUGAUGGAUUUGAAGAGACUGACAGCUCAGACACACACGCACUGAACACAAGCUUUGUGUCUACAAACGUGUGUGUAAGCGUGACCGGGUACAUCUCAGGAUAAGCGGUAAGCAUGUAUGGGAGAAUGCGUGACCACUUGUGUGUAUUCAUGUGUGUGUGUCUGCGAUGAGUAAGACUUCACAACAGAGCAUAAAUUCCUCCUUCGGAAAAAGCUCCCGUCUCCAUUUUUUUUUUCCCUGUCAGUAACUUUUAUGUCUUUAUCCAUGGAAAAGGGAUUUAGCGAGCGUCGAGCUCACACAUUUCCACCACCUCCACCUGCUACACUUUUAUGUACUUACACAAAUUCACACCUGGGAGCUCUCCGGUACAACCGCAGCACUCUGCUUUUUGACCACCGAGCAGCUCUACUGAAAGCAGGCAGAGGUCAGAGCGCCUGUUAGAUCAUCAUGUUAACUUUGUCAGGCUUCCCUUUUCUCAAAUACCUGCUUUUAUAGAAAUAAGAUCUCAAUGGAGGAGGUUUUUUUUUUCACUCUUGAGACGGCGAUCCUGGAUAAGUGAGGAAAAUAUGGUGGUUGCUCUCAAAAACACUACAGAAGGGCACUUGCUUUGAAAAUGUGAAAAUACUGCGCGUGUGGAGCUCACACUUUUUUCUUUUAGCAGUAGAAACAUGAUGAUGCUCUCCGCUUCUAUGACUCAGGACGCUGAGUUCAGGGUGUGGGCUCAUCACCUCAGGCCUAAGAAGAGAAGAGAUGACUGUAUUUAUUAGUGGCUACAGGGUUAUUUUAUGCUCUGUUACAUAAUAAUUAUGCUUUUAUUUUGAAAAGACAUAACAGGCAUUUUCUAGGGAUGUUAUAAAAGCUCAAAUUCUGACUUGUUAAGCAGAAAUCAUUCAAAAAUAUAACAAUUUAUUGAGCUCUGGAUUUAAGCUUGCAAGUAAAAGAUGCCUGUUGAGGUCAGUAAGUGUUGCAAAGCUAGUACCACAGGUCUCAGGUCCAACUAGAAAGUGAAAGUAGAGUGACCAUACGUCCUCUUUUACCCAGACAUGUCCUCUUUUCUGGGGCCUGACCGGCCUGUCUGGGGGAGUUUAUAAAAUCCGUCAAAUAUCUGAGGUUUUGUUUGGAAGUUUUGAGUUUGUGUCGUGUGGACUUACUGAGUUAGAAGCACGUAAAAAACACUCAACACUACCUGGAAAUUUUUUUAAAAUUAACUACGUGUGACUUGUUGGGGAUUCAGAAUAUGGCCACCCUAGUUAAAGUCCACAAACCUGAUCGACACAGCCGACAUACAACCUUAUCUCCACCUUCUUCAUCACGCUGCUGGCAAGACUCGCCAUGAGCUGCCAUCUUUGGUCUGUUUCCUAGCAACAGUAUCACGGAGAAUGUCACACAGAACUUCAGCCGUUGCCUUGAGUAGGACGUAUUAGGGGUGUCCCAAUAAAACUUUUUUACUACUGAUACAAUACCAAUAUUGAAGCCUUCAGUAUUGGCCGAUACUGAUCUUGAUCAGAUCCUUGCGACUUAGUUAGUACCUUCGUACGUACUGUUGUCACACUGUCACACUGCAUGCUUGAUCUGGGCACUGCUAGAUAGAGUUGCUGGAGGUCUGGAAUGGACUGCUUGAACCAGAGGGCUGAUAUCAGAGAUAUUAGAUGCAGGCCGAUGUAAUCUGGUAUUCAUUUUUUGCUGAUAUCGGACCAAAAUUGAUAUUGAAUAUUGGUCUGAUAACUGAUAUAAACAUCAGAUAUUUGUUCGAUAUCCAAUAUUGAUAUCAGGACAACCCUUGGACGUAAACAAUAAAAAAAAAACCCGGAAGACCUUUAAGCUUCUGCACGGUUGUAACAGUUCCCAUCACUUCUCUCUCAGUUACUCGCAAAGCAGGUGUAGAGACGAUAUUCGCCACAGGUACUUGAGAUAAGGGAAGAAAAAGAGACGUUUACUUGGAAUGGAAAAAAAAAGUCAGAAAAUUUGGACAAAUGUACUCUUGUCGAACUGAUCAGGUAUUCUAUUCUCAAAAAGCUGCUGCUGACUUGUUUGCAUGCCUGUUUAUAGCCACAGACACAAACUUUUCGCUCUUAACCAGAAACGGCAAAGGUAGAUGGAGCCCUCUGCUGUUCAAAUUCGGUACUGCAGUUCAUUUUUCAUCCCACCAAUUUAAAUUGUUCCUCAUCUGUUCGUAUUUCUGUCUGUGUCACAAGGCACCAGUACAUCUCUGUUCAUUAAUCUUCCUCUGCUGCCGGAUAUUCAAUAGUCUUUCAUAUUUCAGAUACUCUUCUAAGUGAUUUAUUUCUGCGGGGCGAUUGUGGCCCAUUGAAACCAAACACACACAUUUUGAGGAAGUCAGUAAUCCGCACUCUCAGCUCGGAUCUUGGCCACAUUCAGAUGGAAACUCACAGCUUUAAUUUAUUAUAUCCCCUGGCUGCUUCCUCUAUCUGAUCCCGGCGCUGUGUGGAUAACUUGGCAGUUACACCUUGUGCCUUUCCCAAAGUUGUGUUGGUGUGGCGCCGGCUUCGUGCGAGGCAGCUUUACUAAUCUUCGUAGGCCUGCGGUCUCAAAAGUAAGAGGCAGAAUCACUUCGGUUCUUACACAAAUACGUGUCACAAAUACUUGAAAGUGUAGCAGGGAUUUCCUGUUUUGAGGCACUUCCUGUAGACUCAGUUUCAUAGUUAAGUAUGAAGUUAAUGGCGUCUUUUAUGGCAGUGGUUUCUGUAGUUCUCGUCUGCUGUAUUUCAUCAUUUUUUUUCCUCUUCGGCUCUUCAAUGUCAGGCUGGAAACGCGGGCGUAAAAUCUAUAAAAAAUAAUCUUGUUGUCCUUGACACGUUAAACUCCGGACAGCCUCCGUUUGAGAGCCUCCACUGUCGCUGAGAGCAGACUUUAACCCACAUUUCCAUUUCCCGGAUGUAAUCUCAAACUAUACGUCGGGCUGAGAUGUCCUUGAGCCCGACACGAGUCCUCGAGUCCUCUGCGCAUCCAGGAGCCGCUGCACUCAGACUCAGCUCACAUAGACUCCCCUCAGAGAAUAAGAGGGACACUAAGUGAAACCAGAAGGACAAUUAGCUUAGAUUCACAGCAGCAGCUUGUUCUUUGGACUCCCAACAUUGCUUUAAUUGUUACCUAUUGUGUUCACUUUGUUUGGGUCUUGCACAAACACAGGAGGAGUCAUAAAAAUUGCAUGGACUUAAAUUGCUAAUUCACUGGAUAUGUCGUCUUUAUUGGAUCUGGCACGGUGUUAUACAGAACGCUUUAGCCGUGGAGGAAGAUGUAACAUCAGAUUAAAUCCAUUUAUUUCAGCCCGAACACUUAAUUUCUGCUCUUUGUCGUGUUUUUUAAAUGUCUGGACAGCUACCCUUGGCUCGACGCUACAUUUCCCAAACACAAAUACCGGCCUUUGUAAAUGUCUGCAGCUCGGGGGGACAGGAAUGACUCUGUGCUAAAUACUUUUGUGAGAGCUUGUUUCACAAAAGAAAAAAUCAAAUGUAUUAAAAAGACUUCUGAAUAUGAAACUCGGAGCACACCGUGACAUCUCUAUGAAUACAGAGAAAGUUUCAAAGGAAGGUUGUAGAUUACUGGCCGUGUUUCUAACUCAAACUAACAGCUGUCUCGACCAAAACGAGAAACGUGGAGCGUCUGGGUAUGAUGCUCUUAAAGCUCCUGUCAAGAACUUUUGGUUUGUGUCAAUUUGGCGCCCCCCUGUGGACAAAGCAGUCUUGCCUACAUUGUCAUACAUGCCUAAACUGUGUCGAAAUGUCCCUCUCUGCUACAAACACACGACAAAAUUAUGAUAAAAUCAUUGAUCAUGUUGUUGGUGAUCUUGUUUGCUUUUGGGUGUGACAGAAAUGUGUCAAUGUGAAUUUAAAGGUGUUUUAACACCUGAAAGUCCAGACCAAGGUCCAAAACUAGAUCUGUGUUUUUGUCACAUCGUAUACGUUUGGUUCGGUCUGUUUAGGUUUCACUCUGUCAUUAUUGCAAACGAACUAACAAACUAUAAACGAUGAACCUACGUGAUAUCGUCAUUAACUACGUUUUUUGGGUCUUGAAUGUCGUAAACAUAAAUAAAAUCGUCAUUCCCACCAUCAUAUUAUUAUUGAUUUUCUACGACCAAAAGCGACAACUUGAAGAGCUGUACAUGAGGCUAUUGUGAGUUUGUAUUAUUAAUUUUGUCAUUAGACAACGACUUUAUCGUCGUCAUUGACAGGAAAGGAGAAAAAAAUGAUGACUCGGGAUAAAGUAUAUUUAGUUAAACUCUUGAAAAAAUAAUCUGUCAAUAACGAGGUAUAACUUUAUCUACAAUAUAAUAAAAUGUCCUGUUAUUUAAAAUCUUAUAUAACAGAUACUUUUACUCCUAGAGUAAUUUCCUGUCCUUGGUAUGAACCUUUCAUAAUAAUUCUGUCAGACUGAGCGUGAACCAGACCGUAGUUCAGUUUGGUCUGGAUCAUAGACUGUAUACAGAAUGGACGCCAUCUGCCUCCUCGCUGGGUGAAGCUACCGCAAGAACAGCACCCUCUGGUGACGGGCUGCAGUAUAGGUCAUAAAUCCUGCCUCCUCCAGCGAUCCCUAUGGAGCUGUGGAAGAACUAGAAAUUUAUUACACAGAAGAUAAAUUUUUCUUGACUGUUUUCUGCUCAAGUCUUUUUUUCUGUGCUGCUUAAUUUUAAAAGUUUUUAGGCGGUUCAUGUUUUCUAUGAUUGACAGCCUAUGGGCGUAUGAAGAUUGCGUCGCUCACCCGGGGGGAUACGCUGUUUGAGCGCAAGCAAUUCAGCUUCAAAUUUGACGGAAGGCGGAGCCAAGUUGUCCGUAGUAUUUACAGUCUAUGAUCUGGACCGAGACCACCUCUUUUGGUCGGACCAAGGUCCAGGGGAGGUUUCACACCAAACAAUGUAGGUGUGAAAGUCUUCUUCGUGGUUUUCAUGAAACUUCAACGUUUCAGUCCCUCAGCUCCACAUUGUUUUCCAGGAUCAGGACUCUGGAGAUGUGCAGCGUCAUGUGGCUGAUCGCUGACUUUAUAUUCGUAUCAUAGCGACUUUAAUCUCUGAGCUCGACAUAACUAUGCACCUGCACACCUGCACACUCGCUCUGAUUACGUCAAGCUGCUGAGAGGCCUGAUUAAAUCAAAACAAUUCUCUGCAAAAGAAAAAGGCGCCUGCAGAGUUGUUGUGCGUCAGCUGUGAAAUCAGUGUUUCAUAUGAGGUCUCACUUGUGUCACGGUGCCCCACAGGUGCCUUGGUAGGGGACUCGGCCUGGCCAGGCAGAUAAAACUGAAUCCACAAAGGUGUCACAGUUGAAUGAAACACCUCGAAACCCUCCUCCUUGUGGUGUCAGGCAGCUUUACUGACAUAAAGCUUCCGAUGGACACCUCCUGGAAUAUAUCUGAGCGCUGAAAAACGCUAUAUUUGCAUGACACACCUGCUUUCUUCUCCAUUCCCUUUCUGUGCAUGUCAGCCCGCCAGGUGAUUCUCGUGUCUCAGAGGGCUCAGGUCUUUUGAGAGGUGACAUGACGCUUCAGGCGGAGCACGCAGACAAGCCGCUCCUCGUCUGGAGGAGGAUUUACUUGCUGUUCUGUGUUCAGCAGCUGCCAAACGUCUGCUGUCUCACCACCAGGGAAUAUGUGUGUGUGAAAAUCUGUGUGUCUGUGUCUUUCUUAUCUCUUUUCGUCUCUUCCAGAUCGGGACAGGCUUCAAGGAUGAAGAUCUGGAGCAGCAUUACAAGUUCUUAAAGGUAAAGUGGCAUGUUGUGACUGUUGCACUUUCUAACUCGGUUAAAAUUCACAACUCGACACUUGUCUUCUUUAAAAGUCUCAAAACCUGGGCUUUAAAAAAAUUCUGCAGAUUCGGGUUCCUCAUUUAUAAAUCAGAUUGAAAAGGGCAAAUAUGAGCGCGGCGGUCUCUCCGAGGAUGGGCUCUUUUGUCCCUCUCACAAUCACUUUCACGUUAAAUUCCUCCCUGUUUCAAUCUUUUCACAUCAAAAUGAAAAAUUUAAUACUGAUAAUUUACGGCCGGUGUGCAUCUGAAACUCUUGAAUCCUGCAGUCAUUUCGCACCGACGCCUCCAGGUACCUUUUAAGUUUCCAAAAUGAGAGAAGUCACCGGAAAGAGCCGGCGUAUUAAAGCAAAUGUGUUUUUUUUAUUUCCCUCAGGUUUGUCAUCGCCGUGUCAACUCCUCUGAACAUGCCUCACGUCACCUCUGAGAAAUCACAGAAACAUCAAUAAUUGAGCUUUAAAACACUCGUGUUUGUUUGCAAAUGUCUGAGUUUAGUCCCAUCAGGGAAAGUUUUUUUUCGGGCAGAGAUCAUAAAAGCAGCGAUGAAGACUCCGCAUCCGGAGUGACUGCGCGCCGUCGGGUAAUGAAUGAAUUUCUUUUUCAAUUUACAUUUGAAGAGGUUGGUUCCAGAGCAGCAGAGCAGCAGCAGCGGUGUUUGAAGAAAUCGACAACUGCUCCCUGAAAACCAUAACUGUUGUGAGAGACACAAUUUGCUCGGCUAAAUAUAGAACAGCCUUCAGAGGAGGGAGAGAGCGGAGAGGCUUUUAAACGCGGCGAGCUGUUUAUGAAAGGGGCUAAUUGUGAAGUGGAGCCUGGGAACAACCUGCAAAGAUCCUGUAAAGGUUAUAGUUUGGACCUGGCACUCUAAAGUGCUGCUCUGUGCAGAAUCGAGUGAUUGAGAAGGCGGUCAAACCAAUUUUUUUUUUUUCUCGUUGCAGCCUGUACUGUAGUGCUUUGUAAUGAAGCCCUCCAUCUGAAAGUGAUGGAUGGUGAAUUAAGGCGAGCCUCUGGUGUGGUCGUGUUGCUUUGGCUGCAGUGCUGCAGGCCGAUGGGACUCCAGACACGGACACGAUUGGCUCUUUUCUCACUCGGCCGGGUGGCUGAGCGCUGUAGCGAGGGACAGCCUGAUCCCUUUUGUUUUUCCUGCUCUAAUGUGUUUUCUGAUACGGGACUCGGGAUUUUUUGGCCACUCAAGGUCUCAAACCGGCGCUCCUUAUUUUUCACGAUCCCGUGUGGGAACGUUGGCGCUUAAAUCGAACACUUCAGCAGAAAAGCUCUGCGGUUAACUCCUCAGAUGUAAAUAAGUGUUUGUUUUUAGCGCUCUGUGAUAUUUACCGAGGCGUCUUCAGUGUCAGUGGGAUGAAACAGGAGACCUACAGGCAUCACCUGCGCUCUGGGAAAAUACUGUGACAUUUUUCUUCUUCUGAUAAAUAGAGAAACGAUUCAUUUAAAUGGCUUCAAGCAAAAACAUACAGAAGACAUAUUCUUUAUAAAAGCAGGUUUUUUUUCCGCUGGGUCUGUCUGAGCUGUGACUGAACUCGGAUAAUAAACCUGCUCCUGAUCGCUGAUACGACACGACGGCCGAUAUUUGUAUUAAAAAAUGUGCAGCUGAUGCUCACCUGAGGGGGAGAACAGCUCAGAUUUACACGUAUUAAUACUCUGCGCUCUUUCAUGCUAAAGUCAAACUUUGAUUCUGCUUAGACAUGAUCCUCUACCUUGGAAAAAUGUUGACUACUCAGUGUUUUUGACGUUACCGUAAAGUCUGGAGUCACGUUGGUAAAGGACGUCGGUUUUCGUGGACGUCUCAGAGGGGAAAAGGCCAAUAUUUAACUGCUUUUAACAAAAACCACAACUCGUCUUUGUUUGUCACUCUCCAAGCUAGCCCAUGAGUUGAUCUCAGUACAUAUUUCGUUUUUAGAUGACUAAAUCUCAAACAUACUCUGUCAGCAAAAGCAGUUGGGUAACAUAUGCUUAAGCCAAGAAAAACAUCUGCGUUUUAUACCCGUGUGUGUAUCUGACGUAGCCAGCCACAAAAAAUUAUAACAAGUUUCUCUUCUAUUCUGGAAUUUAUGGUAAUUUUAUUGUCUUUCAGGUAAAGUUCUCGUAUCAACACUUCAGCACUUGUCUUUCUAUGAUCACUGACUUUUGUUGGUUUUUCUCCUCUUGUACUUGAUGUUUUUCUAGUUGCUAUGCACUUAUCCGUCUGAAUACAAAGUCUUAUUUCUAAGGAAAUGAAAGUCAGCUGUUUUAAAAGGUAAAGACCCGUAACUAGAAUAAAACUUUAGCUGAUACAUCGGCAGACUGGAAUAAAUCCUGCAGCUCUAGAUUUUAAAAACUUCUUUUUAAAGGUUUAGGGCCUUUUUAACAACGUGGAAACAUCUUAGGAAAUAACAGCGAUCAGUGUCAAACAACAAGAACCUUCACAUAGGGCUGGGCGAUAUGGCCUCAAAUCAAUAUCACAAUAUAUUAUUAUAUAUAUAUAGACCAUAGCCUACCUACACACAUCCAAAACCAACUUUGAUUUACUUAUUUUUUGGACACUGAAUAUACCGAUAUGGGCAAAAUGACGUUAGUUAUUGUUGUAAAUUUCGGUAUCGGUAAAUCUUCGGUUUAUCGCCCAGCCCUAGAUCCAUCUCAGAAGCGUAUCGAGUGCUGCCCUGCAAAAGAUAAGUGCCAAGUCUAUUUUCUCUGCUCUACGCUUCAACACGUGUCAAUCUAAACAGAGACGAUCAUUCUAGACAGGAUGUCAGUCACGGAAAUGGCGCAUGUCAUCCGGUAAAUUUAUUCUUUUUGAUGCCGAAUAAACCGAAAUGGGCAGAAUGACGUCAGUUUGUUGUAAAUUUCAGUAUCAGUAAAUUUUCGGUUCAUCGCCCAGCCCUUCAUUUACAGAUAGAUAUUUCAGCGUCACAGACAGAGAGCCAGGAUUGAAGAUAAGUUAAAACAGUAGUAUGUCUUUACUUUGUACAUUAGAUGAAGAUUUAAACAGGAGCAGAGUCCGUCUCUCGGGUCGGUUUCUCACCCCUAACAGUUUGGCUGAUGACUUCACGUUUUCAAGUUUGCAGCAUUUUCAUCACCUCAACAACAAUAAAGACACCUUUGGCACUCUGCUGCUCUGAGUUCGUCUCAGCUGAGAGUUUCCCUCUGAAUUAUAAAGUCUGUCAGGAGUGGGAUUUAUACCAUCUAAUGAAGUUUUGUAUUCAGAGGAUGAUAAAUGAGUUUAACUCCUAUCCUGUAAAUUGUUCGUAUAUUUACUGUAGCCGCUGCUCUUUUCCCUUUUCCCAAAGUUAAACUUAUGUAACUCACCAUUAGUGCUGCACAGUCUGCAAAAAACCGCUUCCUCCGGCGCCGACACCUGCACUUGAUUAUAAUUAUCCUUUUUAAAUAAGCCUCUUUUCACAUGCCCUCAAGAAGGAUGCAGUAAUUGGAGUAAAUGACACAAAUAUUUGCAUAAAAGUGAGAUGACUCCCACGCCAUUAUUACAGUCUGGGAGGAGCUGUUAUCUCGCACCACCUCACGGAUGAUAACACGGAUGAUCCGCGUCUCGCUGACCCGUCACAAUCUGCCGUCUAUCGUCUGCUGUUGUUUCAUGAGGCUCUCCACGCCGACCGGCUCGCUCUCAUUGUAAUUCCCUCUGUGCAGAGAAUCACUCGAAUGCCUACAGUAUAAAUAAUGUGUGAGACAACCAGCACCACUACCGCCGGAGCCUCCUUCUCCCAGCGUUACUUCACUCUGACCCAGUUCUGUGGACACUGCGGCACUUCAGAGCCCCAUUCACUGGAAAUAGAUCGUUUUACACCUGAAACAAGAUGGCUGUAAUUUUAUAAAAAGCAUCACACCUACGCUGAAAGUUAAAACGGCGAUUUUAAAUGUUUUACCAGUUUGUGGGAGGAGAGGAGAGUAUCGGCAAACAAAGUGUGUGUAUGAAGCUAUUUCUGAUUGAAAUCUCUCAUGUAGGUGUGUGUGAUAAUGCACUUUGGGAGUCGCCCCUUCAUGUCGAACCCUCAGGCGAGUAGGUAACAUUUGAAUACGAGGGUGUUCAGAGUCUGUGAGGCCUCCUGGGAAGCAGCAGCGGGGCAGCCGAAGCCGCUCUGUCACUGUCUCUUUAUCAGCAUUGACCUGUUUUUACCUUCUGCUUGUCUGUGUUCAUCCACAGUGUGUGUUUUUGUGUUUAUAUUUACUCCUUUGUCUUCUUAUGUAAUCAUAAAAUCCAAUCCAAGCUUUGUAUAUAUUUUAAAAACAUUCAAGUUUACCAAAGUGCUGCAGAGUAAAAUCAAAAGAAUAAAUACCACAGAAGAGAAAAUAAAUAAAAGGAGGUAAAAAACAUUUAAAAUGAAAUAAAAACAAAAGAAAAGAAAAUUGUUCAGUUCUUUCAACUGGAGGAACUUUUAAAAGCUCUUUUUGAAAGUCUAAAGGUCCUUAAACACCCCGGGAACAACCCAAAUAUAUGACGCGAAAUUAAAUUACGUAAUAUUCAGAGGUGAAUUUUGACGCGCCUGACUAUACACAUCAAGCCCGAUGUGAUUUUGCGAGGGCAAAAAAGACGCGUCCCAGGUAGAAACGAGAAGACUGACCCAACAGCAGACUGACUGUUUUCAGUUCUGAUUAGACUCUAAUGUUGAGAUGUCUGUCUGUCAUGAUAGCAUGUACUGAGUCGGGGCCAGUACCAGAUAAGAACAUUAAACUAUAAUCCAUAAAACGUAAGGUAACAACCGUUGUAUCUGAACAGGUUAGCUGACGAGCUAAAGUUACUUAGCACAGAUGAAAGUUAAAACAAAGACGUUUAUCAAACUGUUAAAGCACACAAACCAUCGUCAUAUGAGAAAUCUGACGCUAUGACUCUCCACAAGUUGUCCUUCAGGUCGUUAUCUUUGUAAUAUUUGUGUCUUUUAUCAAAAAUCACUCUGUUCUCCGACACGUAAACAAUCAGCCAGUCGGCCAUGUUGGAUAUACCGGUGAAUCUGAUGUCGAAACAACACAAAAUCUGAUUGGUCAGAAGUGUACACACAGUAUGCGAAACUUUAGGAAAAUUCGGCUGUGAUCUGAAAAAAUAAAUGUAAAUAUCGCAGGAAAGGAAAACGUUGCUAAUGUGAACGCUUGUAUUGACAGGAUACGGGUUUGAAAAAAAUAUUGACGUCCGAAAUAAUCGCACGAUAAAAACGCUCCCGGUGUGAAAGGACCUUUAGACUGAAAGUGCUGAACUGUUCGUUCUCGCAGUCUCUCACAGAGCGAAGAACCACUUCCUGUUUGUCCCUUUAAGAGACUCGAUCUCUCAUGGAGUGAUUUUUAAUGAACCAAUUAAGUUUAAAUCAACCCGAUGAGUUGUGAGAUGGUUCUUCAGGUGUUUUUUUUUAAAUGUUUUCCCCACAGGGGGAAAUAUUAAAUUUACAGCAGCGUUAAAUACAAAAGAAAAAUUAAAGGAUGAAAAACAAGAUAUAUAUAUAUAUAAAUAUGACUGUUAUUUACAGCUGAAUGAUCCCAAAAAUACAUUUCACAAAAAGAUCAAAAUUAAAUAUAAAUAAAUAUCAGUUUUUCACUUUUCAAUUAAAAAUAUCUCCUUAUUGAUCUGUAUCGUUCAAUCGUUCAGUGUAGUUGAUAUUAAAGUUCUCUGUCUUUUUCCUUCAGGAGCACAUUCUUCCCAAACCCCGCGCCUACUACCGCGUCGACCAAUCAGCAGAGCCCGACGUGUGGCUGGACGCCGUGCAGGUUUGGGAGGUGAAGUGCGCCGACCUGUCGCUGUCACCGGUCUACAAAGCCGCCAUGGGCCUGGUCAGUGUCAGCGUUCAGUUCUUUCCCCUUCAGUGUGUUUCCUCUGUUAUGGUCUGUUGGCUGCAGUAAAAGUCACAAUUAGAGCUUCUUAAUUGAGUUAUUAAAACUGUAGUAAAAGAUGCUGGAUUUAAUGGAACAGAUACGCGUUUGUAAAGCCGGACUCAAUCCCUCAGUGCAUAUAACACUAAGAGUCUUCAAGUCUCAUUAUAACAAUAGCAGUUAAAAAAACGGCGCCGAGAUGAGCGGCUUUUAUUCAUCUGGAGGCGUUUCGAAGAGAAAAGAAGAAAAGAUUCCUGCUCGGCUGCUGUUUUAUGUAUCGCUAAUAUAAAUGUGAAGGUUAAAGAACUGCGUUUUAUCGUCUGUAGGUUUUACAGCUGCUUUAAGACGCUUGUUUUUUAGAGAGCUGGAGGAAAAGGUGUAAGCAAAUAAGACAAAGAGAGUUAGGAAAAGUAGCAGAGGCAGUAGAGGAGUUUUGGAGAUUGAAUCAUGUCGAUACAGAGUUUUCUAAAGCAUGCAUGCAAACUCUUCUUCUAAACUUUAUAAAAUACACAGAAACAGGCUUCUCUCCCUGCAAUAUUUAUUAUCUCCUGCAGCGGUUUAAAAAGCGUCUCAGAAACAUGUUCAACCAACACUUUUUUAACUCUAGACUAACCGAAGACUUGAUUUUCAAAAUAAAAUACCCUAAUCUACGGGUCUGGGAGUCGACUGUCAGUAAUCUCAGUACUGUAAUCACCUAAAACUGUCGAAUUUAGUGUUUGAGACGUACUUUUAAUGCACAGUCAUAACUACGGAAGAGGGCAAGGGCCAGUGGAAUAAAUAUAAAUAAUAAAGGACAAAUAAUAAAUAAUAUAUAAAUAUUUAAUGUUAUUAUUCUGAGAAAAAAGUCAGAAUUCUGAUUUUAAUGUUGGAAUUCUGACUUUUUUUCUCAGAAAAGAUAGAUAUAUAGAUGUAAAGAUUGAUAGAUAGAUUUAAAGAGAGAGAGAUAGACAGAUAGGUGGAUAGAGGAUAGAUAGAUAGAUAGUUAGAUGUAAAGAGAGAUAGAUAGAUAGAUAGAUAAAGAUGGAGAUAGAUAGAGAUGGACAGACAGAGACAGAUGGAUGUAAAUUUAUAUAAAGAAAGAUAGAUAGAUCGAUAGAUGGUUUUUAAUCCUCCUCUGUACAUAAUUUCUUGUCAUUUCUUUCACCAUCAUUAACACCACAUGAGAUCUAAGAGUAGGUUUUUGGCUUCACUUUUGUGCGGCAUUUCUCCAACAUUAUGAUGAUGAGAAAACAGCGGUACCCUUUUACGCCGGUUUGAUCUAAACUCCUCCGAAACCAUCCGAGGCGGGUGGUGCAACUCCAGGCGAGCUGAUCUCGGUCAGUGGGUCACAGCUCUCAAAGUCAGCGACCGAGCUCGACUGUUGUGCACGCCACAAACUCCACGCCGUGAGAUCAGAUGGUGAUUGGAGGAAGAGCUGUGCUGCACAGAAGCUGCACAUUCGGGCGUUUGCUGAACUCUGCACCGCAGUUUCACUCUUUGUUCUUUUUGAUACACCCCGAUGAAAGAUCUCCAAACCAGAUUCUGCUCCACUGACAUUUAAACGCUGACCUCAAAUGGAGUCAGAGCGUUUAUUGAUAUGGAUUGAACUCACUAAGUGCGACUCUUUCUGAAUUCAAAGUGUUUGUAGCUGCUUGACUAACUUUGGUCUGUGUCUCUUAUUUAUUAUGAGCCCACAGUUACUGCCAGUUUCCUCUGAAAACUCAUAACUCUCGCUGAUUUGGUUUGAUUAUAGCUCGGCGGUGAGCUAUUGCUUCUGACACUUUCAGAUUUCUGCAAAAAUGUGAUUUAUAUUUCUCAAUUCCUCCAGGCGAGCUUAACGUCUAAAUCCAUACAAUCCUGGACAGAAAUUUUCAGCCCCAAACAGCCUGUUAUAUCGUUAAGAAAAAAAAGUCGAAAAGUGCAGCACAUCUGUGUUUGAAAGAGGUGAAAGAUUUGAAAGGCAGAUAAAUGGAAAAAGGACAAAGCAGCAAUUUCUGUCGUCAAAUUGAAAAGGUCUAAAAACAUUUUCAGUCUUUCAGUGUUUGAUGUUCGAAGCCUUGAACCGAACAGCUUUAUUAGCUUUCAAACCUCGACUCUCUGAAAGAAAAAAGAGAGAUUCACGGCUGUAAAGUAGCAAGGACAAACACCGACAUGUAUAAGAGAUCAUAUAUACUGACUGUGACUGUAUCUCCCCGUCUUAGGCUGAUCCAGUAAAAGGGGUUUCUCUGAGGUUCCCCCGCUUCCUCCGCAUCAGAGACGACAAAAAACCCGAGGACGCCACGACUGGAGCUCAGGUAAAUCCAACAGAGACACUUUGAGGGAUCCAGCAGGUCAAGGGGGUCAGCCCUGCUCACCUGCUCAGUAUUAUGAUGACUCUGAUCCAGUAAAAACCCAAUCAUAUGCUUUUUACUCCCACCCUGUAAGUGGAAAUGCUGUGUAAAGGAGGAGCAUCACUCCUUAAGAGCUGUCCUGUAAAAUUUCAAGGGUGAACGGCGCUGCAAGGACGAUCUGUUUUUAUACCGCCGCUGGUUUAUGUUGUGGCCUCCCCCGGCACGAGGAACAGAGCUGUAUAACAGUCGGGUAAAAGCGGCACGUCUCCGGGUCAGCACUGGACUCUGGGUGAUAUACUGUGAGGGAGCAGAGAGGUAAUUAUACUGUACAGUAGAAUCGAGCGGGUCAGGUGUAUCUGGAAGUGAAGACGCUCAUACGCACAGCUGUUCAUGAGAGAGCAUGCUCAGAUCUAAGAGGAGGAAAAAGAUCGUAUAAGUAAUAUGGACAGACCGUCACAGUGAAAAGAUCAAAAGUUAUGAGAUAUUUAGUCAAAAUUAUGGGAAGGUUGUUAUUAUAGUCAUAAAAAGUAAAAAUAAUUCAAUUUAAAUGAAAAAAGACUGGAUUGUCUUUGCUGUGGAGGCUCUGAAGAAACUCAUUUCACAGAUCUUCAAACUUAAAUUCAAUUUCCAAUGAGCUGAUUUGUCUUGAGUUUGACAAAAUAUAAAAAAACUAAAAAAAACUCAACUCAGUUUUGGCACUGAUGUCCUUUGUCACAGAGGUGAAAAAAAGACCUGUGCUACAUGUUCUCUGUCCUAUCUGAUAAAAGCAAAAAUAUCCCUUUAAGAAAAAGUCAGUAAAUAAAUAAUGACAAAUUAGUUUGCAGAGUUUCGCUGACAGUAGCAGAGCUAGCACCACCUGCCUUCAGUUUCGGCGAACAUUUACACGCUUUAGUUUCUGUUUCUUUACUGAAGCUGCAGACCAAACUUAUGGUGAGAGGCUUUCCUUUGCAGCUGAGACACGACAAAUGACCCGGGCUGAGCAAUUUUAUCGAUUCUGGGACAUAAGUCCAUAUUUUUUUUCCCUAGAAAGUAUUGAUUUUUCAGCUGCGAGUAUCGAUACAUUAAAUCUUAAGCUGAAUAUCGUGAUAUGUAUUGUACCAUGGGCUGAAUAUCAUGAUAUAUAUCAUACCAUGAGCUAAAUAUCAUGAUAUAUACCAUAUCAUGAGCUGGAUAUUGUGAAUUAAAUCGCAUCAUGAGCUAAAUAUCGUGAUAUAUAUUAUACCAUGAGCUGAAUAUCGUGAUAUAUAUUAUAUCAUGAGCUGAAUAUCGUGAUAUAUAUCGUAUCAUGAGCUGAAUAUCGUGAUAUAUGUUAUAUCAUGAGCUAAAUAUCAUGAUAUAUCGUAUCGUGAUCUGAAUAUCGUGUAUCUUAUUGGAUCGUACCCUACAUAUGACAGAUAUUCACUAUCAUAACAAUAUGAACAACCUGUUGAACUGACUUUGAGUGGAAGCUAACCUACAGGUGUACAUGUCUCUGUUUACAUCCUGUUCAGUAAAUUGAUUUGUUGGAUUAGUCUGACUAAAACUGGACUUUUUAAAAUCAUGCAAACACGUUAGUCAGACUGAAAUUGGACUUGAUCUGACUUCUCAUACCUGCAUAAUGUGGGAUCAGUUUUCUGGACUAUACUUUCCGCACAUGCUCUUUAACUUCCAAACACGCUUGUGCGAGUCACCUCUGCCCGUUAUAACCGUAUAAACAAAUCUCCCUGUCGUGUUCUCUCGCUGCAGCCCUCAUUUAUCAGCAUUAAUCUGACUUUACACCAGAGCAUUUACUCGUCAUCAGCCAGCGGAUCAUAUUUGUGCUCCAGUGCGGAUCUAUGCGAAUCAGGGCUCGCACCACUAGAGGUAAAAAGGCAUUAAUUCUUUAAUUAGUGGGGCUGAAACAUGCAAAUAUUAAGAUGUCGCUUUAGCAGCUUUCAUUUGACAUAAAACUGAAUCAUGAUACCAUUACGGCUCAAAUAUGAUGUUUUUAAGGUGAAUAAACACGCUGUAGAGUUUGAUAACUCUGCCUCACAUAAACUGUGAUUGCACUCACCCUAAAUGUUUGAUUUAAUAUUUCUUUAUGGUACUUAAAGGCAAAGAGAUGCGGUACACUGGAGUUAUAUUUUCCUCUGUGCUCAUCUUUGAGUAAGAAAAAAAAACACCCCGACAGAAACACAGCCAGACCAAAACCUGUUAAUGUCAGGCUUGAAUUUUUAAAGCGCUCUCCGUCCCGAUUUGUUCAACAGCAGGCUGCAUUUCUCCGGUUUGUUUCUAUACUUGAAAUUUAAAGGCACGCUCUCCUGCAUUAAGAGAUUUGCUGGAUGUGCAAACGCUGACUGACAGGCCGGGUUUUUGUUGUGUAACGGCUCACAGAGGAGGUUUGAUAUGCCGGGAGCAUCCAGGUAAAUAAAACCUGAUUUCGUUUUUGUUAUUUUGAUACCGGGUGUGAGUUUAAAAUAAAGUCUGAUUACGUGUAUUUUCAGCGGCUGGAAUUAACAGCCAUCUGUUAACGGUGGAGUCCACUUGUGCUCAGGUGGGAGUUUGAGCAUCAGCUGCAUUUCAAUGAUUCGCCCGACAGUUACUAUCUGUGCUGAUUCACAAUCGCUCGUAGUAGCACACACGGAUCCGCGGUCCAUCUAAAUGAAACCCGACCUCCUUUAAAUCAGGGAAGUAAGUAAACACGGAGGCCGAGGAAGGUAGGACGUGGUCUGUCUCCAGCUGACUUCCUCUCGGUGCUGCAGAGGAGAAAUAAUAUCAUGUUUUGUUGUUUUCUCCUCCUCGCUGUGCUGCACCACGACCAGGGUGGGCCCGCUGCUCACAUAUUAUUCAUCGUCCCGCCUUUCACCCCCUCCCCUGAUGAGCUCAAGUGAGCACAACCUCUGUUUCCAAGUCAGCAGCUGGGAGUCACCAACUUCAAAGGCUGGAUAUGAAUAAUCAAACUGUUAUUUUUAGCUUUCCUCCUCAUGUAACUGACCUGACUCCAUGAUCUCCCUCCCUCCUCCUGCUUUCUCUCUCUCUCUCUCUCUUUUUUCAUGCAUGCUCCGUCAUGCAAACCCUCUCCUCACUUCCUCUUUUCUCUCCUCCUCCUCCGCAGAUUGCUGAUCUGUACAAGAAGCAGCAGCAGAUCCAGAAUCAGGGGGAGAAAGCCGACCUGGAGGACUACUACUGAUCAGACGGGGGAAAAUGAAUGAUUGCAAUUUCAAAAUAAUUGUAAAUAGCUUCUGUUUUUGUAAUGUUGAAUGGAAAUAAAGGCGUUUGCCAGUUUUAAGCUUCUCUA
Molecule: messenger RNA, 69980 nt
Organism: Xyrichtys novacula (pearly razorfish)
Lineage: Eukaryota; Metazoa; Chordata; Actinopteri; Labriformes; Labridae
Source: the annotation of a GenBank genome assembly